This is a messenger RNA of Pelobates cultripes (western spadefoot toad), 51936 nucleotides long. NCBI's taxonomy places the organism in Eukaryota, Metazoa, Chordata, Amphibia, Anura, Pelobatidae. The record is from the annotation of a GenBank genome assembly.
CUUUAAGAGGCCGGGCAGAGCCUAGGAAGGCCGCCUGUUUUCUCCUCGUGUGAUGAGCUCACAGCACUCCUAGUGCCCGGGCAGGGAGGACGUACAGCGCUGAGUGCAGGAGCUUGCCAUCAAACAAACUGAGGGGGUACAGCUGGCACCCAAGGACAGCACCCCAUAAACAUAGAAUCACCUCCCCCAGCUAGUUGAAUAAGAAUGCAGGACUCUCCCAUGGUGUUGAGCAGGGGGCUGGCAUUGUCUAUCUGUCUGACACAUGUAUGUUUGGGGGACAGCAGCAGCGCUACUGGAUUACCUGCAAGGAAAACGCUAUAUUGACCUACUGUGCAGCUUGUGAGGGGCUGAGGGAGUGAACUUUCAAAGGGGAAUUCCCUGCUCUCAUUACCGGAUAAGGACUACCCUGUUCCUCUUAGGAGAUCAGAUAAGCAUGGUGUGCCAAGUUUGGGUACACUGGGAGCCUGGCAGACGUGAGGCCCGGCCACUGCACUAAACUGGAAUCCGGGGGUGCGGCACGAUUGGGGACAAUGAUAUUGUAACCACAAGGGAACAAAGGAAGGUGUCCAUAGCACGGCUCUAUUAUGCACUUGUGACAAAUUGCUACACUGUCGAGGUAACACAACUAUAUAUGACAUGAUCACAGGCAAGUGACUAUAUAACAUGACUGUGAUAACAUUUUGUUUUGUGUUUGGCAGGGUGAUAUUGAUAUGAUACAACGUGAUCCUCAUACUUGUUCUCUAGAACCCUUUUGUUCUCCUAUCAAGCUCUUGACAAUGCUAAAAUAAUGUAGAGGAGAACUGGAUCAUCUCUCCCAAGAUGGAGGUGAGAUCUGUGCCAUCGUCUAACUCUUUGCCUCUUGACCUCCCUGGCAUUAGUUCUGAAAUGCUAGGGGUGGCAGAGGAGGCAUUUAGAGCAGGUAACUUUGAACUUGCUGCAGAGAUCUAUGGCUCUCAAUUGGAUGAACUACCUCACCCUGAGAGGUCUCUUCAUGUAAGGAGAGGUGAUGCCUUGGCACUAGCUGGCAAAAUAGCUGAUGCCCUAAACGCUUACACUAAAGCAGCUAUGCUUGGCCGGCUUCAUCCUGAGGAACUUGGCGUGUUGGUAGAAAGUAUUGCCCUCAAUAUUCGAGAGAAAGAGCUCAAGUUGCCAUGUUUCCGAAGAAAAGAUGACCACGGUCCUAUUAAUGAAGCCUAUCAGGGUAUGCCAGUCCCAUGUGCUAUUAACAUCCCCGAAGAUCCUUCUGAAUCUUCACUUUCUUUAGACUUGUUCUCCUGCCCCAAAUGCAAGAUGCUUCUUUUGGACCCAGUUACCUUGAAUUGUGGGCACACUUUCUGCAAGAAAUGCUUAAGUGAAAAAGAAUCCAUUGAGUGCAGCAAUUGCCAUAGCAAACAUAGCAACAUAGCAGAGGGGCUUGGGAAGUCCUGUGAAGGGUUGAAAGUGAAUGUGGUUUUGGGGAAUUUAUUAGAGAAAUGGCUUGGUGAAGAAACCAGGAUCAGAAGGCUGUCUUUGGAAGGGGAGUCACUGCUUCAAAAUAACAAUUUCACUGGAGCAUUAGAGAAAUUUACCAAAGCCCUGGAAUUGGGUAAGUGACAUCACUUCACACAGUUUGUGGUGGCGUGUGUGUGUUUGUGUAUUGUUUUUUGGGGGGGGGCGGGGUUUCUUUCUUCAAGAUCACUAUUUUUUUAAAAAUCAGUGGUAAAUAAACCGGUUUAAGUCCAACACUUAUACAUCGAAAUGCUUGGUCUCUGGUAAGUAUACCAUAGACAGACUAAACUAAUAGCGCAAGAUGAGAAUUAAGUGAGUAUGAAAGAUUUUUAUAUCUGGUAGUGAUGCUAUCAUUUUCGAAUGAGUGUGUGUGAUGUCACCAUCAGCUUGAUUUGCUGGGGAAGUUAGUGAUCUGAAGAGGUGACAAUCACGAGUACAGUUCCCCUGUUAAGAUAACUAGCAAUGAACAUUUUAUAUGGAUGACAUUCUCUGUUCUUUUUCCAUUGAUUAAAUAACUUUAUAUUCAGAGAAUUCUAUGGGACGUACAGAGGAUAAUUGUCUGUCUACUGGAAUUGUAAUAUUUUACAUGAAGAUAUUUGUGUUUUUUUUUUUGUUUUUUUUUGUUAUGGUGCAGCGUUCUACUGAAAAUUAUUGCAGAUAUAACUUCAUAUUCAGAUAUGCUAUAUGAUAUAUAUCAGGGCUUGACAAAUAUGUUUGGAAUCUAGGAGCCAGCAAAAACAAAGUUAGGAGCAAAUUUUUUUAUUUUUUAUUAUUUAUUUUUUUUAACUAGGAAGUUUAAUUUACAAGGAGAAAUAUGCAAUUCUUAAAGGGACACUAUAGUCACCAGAACCACUACAGAUUAAUGUAGUUGUUCUGGUGCCUAUAGCCUUUUCAAUGUAAACUCUGCAUUUUCAGAGAAAUGGCAGUGUUUACAUUGCUGCCUAGUAAGACCUCCAGUGACAGUCAUUCAGGCGGCCACUAGAGUCCUGUGUCCGCAUGGAGGUGCUGAAUGUAAUCCAUAGAGAUCAUGCGCAAUAUUCUCCCAAUACUUUUCUAUGGGAAUGCAUUGGAUUAGCUGAGAUCAUAAAGAUUGAUGAACUCUGCUUUGGAGCUGGGACAUUGGCACGGUGUGGGGGAAAAAAUGUGAGUGAAAACACCUCUCAUGUGAUCGGAGGGUUGCAGUUACCUAAACAGACACACUCUCUCUGACACACACACGCGCUCACUGACACAUAUAUAUAUAUACAUAUACUCACAAAUUUUAAUUUUUUAUUUUUAUUUCAAUCCACCCAGCCUCCCUACCUUUGGGAGAGCUGAGUGGAUUUUUCCUUAGGUUCAGUGGGGCUGCUCUGCGUGCGAGGGACCCUGCAGCUCCUCUCUGCUCCCUGUAGUGAUGCCAGGGCCGGAAUGAUGUCAUAUUCCAGCUCCCAGCAUCACUAUACAGUGUGAGGGAGCAGAGAGGACCGGCAAGAAGAUCACUGCUCCCUUGCGUGCUGCCUCAACCUGUUCCCUACAUGGAUAUUUAUGAAUUAUGUUUACAUAAUUUUAUUAUUUUUCUUUAUAAUUUAAGAGACGUGUCGUACAACUCUGGCAUAAAGUCCAGAUAUUUAAUAUACAAUCCCUAUAUUUGAUCCUGUAACUUUCCAAAACACCAUAAAACCUGUACAUGGGGGGGGGAGUUACUGUUGUACUGGUGAAACAUGUGAGUGUUUUAGAGCAGUAAACCGUAUGGCGAUAUCAUCGGUGAAAGGGCAAUUAUUGAAAAAUGCAAAAAAAAAAAAACCCCAAUAUGAAUACUAACUUUGGCUAGGGUUUUUGACCAAGUGGCUACCAAAAAUGACUGGACAUACCCUAUUUUGAAUACCCUGGGUUCAAUACUUUUGCAAAUGAUAUGCCAUGGUGGGGGUAAUUCUCGUUUUUGGGCUACCAUAUGGUCUCAAAGACAACAUAAGUAAUCUGGCAAAAUUCAAUGUGAAAAAACUGAAACAGGUAAGUUCUUUACGUGACCUUGUAACUUUCCAAAACACCAUGAAACUUGUAUGUGGGGGCAUUGUUGUACCCUUGGGACAUCAUAGCAUUCAAAUGUGUUUUAUUGCAGUAAAAGCGAACACAAUUGUAAUAUUCACAGUUAAUAUGCCAUGCAGAAGUUAGAAAAUAACAUUUUAUAUUCUCACACUUUUUUUUUUUUUUAAACUUAUUUAAUUUUAUUAUUUUAAAAUUAUGUUCCCUAUAUACACAUUUUGUAUGAAAUGAAAGCCCUGUUCCUGCUUAAAUGAUAUAUAAGUGUGGGAACACUUCACAUGACAGAGAUAACUUAUGGUUAAACAGACCUCUUGUUCAAAUUCUAGGUUUUGUUUUGGUCAGAACGAAUACAAUUGCCACCAUCCUUAAAGUGUUAAAGGACUGCUUAUUUCUGAAACUCACUUUGGAUAGUUCAGUGGUUCCCAAACUUUUUAGGUUCAAGACACCUUUUAAUAUAUCAAUAUUUUUCCAAGGCACCCCAAGUUAAAAUAUUUCCUAGGUUUUAUGUAUGUACAUCGCAGCGGCAUAUACUGGGCCCCUGUUCAGCAGAAAUGCUUGCUGUUCAAGCGCAGAUCCAGAACCUAAUCUUGGGAGGGGCACUGGUAGAUUAUGUAAAGAAAGAAUCCAGGCACAAUUACCACUACAUCACCUUGUAGUGGUUAUGGUGGCAGUAGUGCCCUCCCUGAGUAAGUAGUCAAACUGUUUAAAGGACCACUAUAGUGCCAGGAAAACAUACUCGUUUUCCUGGCACUAUAGUGCCCUGAGGGUGCCCCCACCCUCCGGGUCCCCCUCCCGCCCGGCUCUGGGGAGAGGAAAGGGGUAAAACUUUUUUCUCUCCUCCUUCUCUCCUCCUCCGUUCCGCCCCGUCGGCUGAAUGUGCACGCGCGGCAAGAGCUGCGCGCGCAUUCAGCCGGUCGCAUAGGAAAGCAUUUACAAUGCUUUCCUAUGGACGCUGGCAUGCUCUCACUGUGAAAAUCACAGUGAGAAGCACGCAAGCGCCUCUAGUGGCUGUCAAUGAGACAGCCACUAGAGGCUUUGGGGGAAGGCUUAACCCAUUAAUAAACAUAGCAGUUUCUCUGAAACUGCUAUGUUUAUUAAAAAAAAAAGUGGGUUAACCCUAGCUGGACCUGGCACCCAGACCACUUCAUUAAGCUGAAGUGGUCUGGGUGCCUAGAGUGGUCAUUUAACAAUAGUUUGACAACUUACCUGGGAUCUGCCAGGAUAGGGGCUGUAGUAGGGAAUACAGGCAGUGAGUGUGGGGUGCAGUGAGUGUACGGGGAUGCAUUGUGUGUGUGAAGUGUGCAGUGUGUGUGUGUGUGUAUGUGGUGCAGUUUAUGCGUGAGAGGUACAGUGUGUGUGUGUGUGGGCAGGUUGUAUGAGGGGUACAGUUUGAGUAUGGAGGGGCUGUGUGUGUGUGUGUAUGGGGGAUUAUUUUUGUGUAUAGUGGAGUUAUUGUGGGUCUGUUAGGGUAGGAGGGCAGAUAAAUAUAUAAAUAUAUACUAUUUUUUUUUUUGUAUUACUUUUAUUGCUUACCUUUGCCUGGGAGGGGGGACAGUACAAGGCAAUCCCUGGUGGUCCAAGUGGUGAGAGUGAGCUCUAGCAGCCUCAGGAGCUGCUAGAGUUCACUCUCGCGAGAUUCAGAGCGUUGCUGUGGUAACCGUGGCAACGCUCCGAGUUCGUGAGAGGAGAACCUGGCGGAGCUGCAGGUUAGAGCUCACUCGGGUCCUCUCUCACUCCCUUCCUUCCCUGCCGGCUGCCAGUUGCCAGCAUUACAUUGCUAGGAGGCCAGAGAGGGAGAUCUCUGAUUUCCCCUUCAGUCCUGCAGAACCCAACAUGGAAGAGGGAGGCAUAGCAGCGGGAAAAUAUCUUGUGGUGCCGCGGCACACAGUUUGGGAACCACUGGUAUAGUUCCAUAAAACUCUUUCUGAAAUGGAUUGUAUACACGUCUUUACUCUCAUAUACUACAAUGACUUUUCAAAUUGAUACACCAUACAAAGUGGCACAGUUUAAAAAAAUAAAAAGUAGCUUUUUAACUAACUCUUACCUGCAUAUGUAUAUACUUUUACUUGUUUUUUUUGCCCCCUCCCCCCAUAUAGGUGGGUUUACAUUUUAAUGUUUCAUAUAAAAAAGCUUAGAUUUCAUAUAAAAAAAAAAACAACAAAACAAACUUCCACUGUGCAUUUUGUUUCUUGAGGAAGUGAGUGCUGAAUUUUAUUUGCAGUAAGUCCUAGUUUAUGGGAUAUCUUUAGCACUGCAAAUGAAUAGCCAUAAUUGCCUUAAGUGUUUUUCAAUGUCUCCCUUCCCACACAUAACAAAUUGAAGGAGUGUAACAGCACAGCAUGGCGGGUCCCUUUACUUUGUGUCAUUUUUAUUGGUGUUACUUUGUAAUAUACUUUAACCCACUGUUCCUAAUAACUGUAACUUCACAGUAAGAAGAUUGGCACAGGGCAUCUAGUCUCCUAUAUUAGUACCGUGGAGCCUCUGUAACAGUGACUGUACUAGCACAGUGCAGAUAAAUUCUACUCUUUGUUCAUGUCUGACUAAUACUAUUGCAAAAUUAGCAAACUGCACGUAUGCAGAAAGGGAAAAUCCGUAUAAUCUCCUCUGCUCAGUUUCAUGGAUCUCACUGGUAAUGAAUUGAAUAGUGCUUCUCGGGUAUCAAUUAGAAUACAAGAAACCCAAAAAGUAUGGAAUAUCCCCUAUUUGAAUCUUAUGCGUGUUGUCACAUUGUGACACUUUUUUUUUUUUCAACUUGCUGAAGUGCAUUAUAUGUCUGAAGUCUAUAAUUUGUCUACAGUUUUAAACAGUGCUAAUUUCAAUAGAAACUGGGGUCUAGACUGACAACAACCUUGGAGGUUUUCUUCCACUUCUGUUUACUCCACUGUGCUAACCAUCUUCCAUCCUUGUUGUAGUACAUCUCACUGAGAAACAUUGGAGUGCUGCAAUCAUGUGCACGCUCCCUGCUCUGGCCCAGGGGCUUCUUAAUGAGAAGCUUUUGAUUGGUCAAUUCCCUGGCAUAGACUGAACAUCUGUGCCUGGGAUAAUGGUGUGGGCUUACAAACUCUGUAUUGAGACAGCAGGUCUGAGUCUUGUACCUCCAAAGAAAAUGUGCAGGAAAAAAAAAUACAUGUACAUACAUGUUUUCUUUUGGGGAUAUAAAAAUAGUAAACUUGGUUUUGAGCCAGUUCGUCCAAAUUAAAUUGCUUCUAAAUGAUCACUAUAGGGUCAAGAAAACAAACAUGUAUUCCUAACCCUAUCGUGCUAAAGCCAACAGCUUGUCCCCCCCUAUAAAACUUAAAACUCACCUUAUUUCCAGUGCUGCGCGGGUCUGUCGGCACUGGCUCCGCCCCCUUUGUGAAAUAAUCGAAAUGGACAAUUUCUAGCCAGUUCAAUUGGCUAAAAUCAGCACGGGUUGGGCCAAAUGCCAUUUUGGCCAAUCAGGACCUCCUCAUAGAGAUGCAUUGAAUCAUGCAGAGCGUGGGGACGCUAAACUGCAGGGCUGCCUACUGUGCAGCCCUGAGCCAGGAAGCACAUCCAGUGGCCAUCUAAGGAGUGGCCACUUGGAGGUGUCCCUAGGGGCAAUGUAAACAUGAAAAUGCCUGAAGGGAGCUAUUAUACUCACCAGUUGUUAUGUAGUUGCUCUGGUGACCUAUAGUGUCUCUUUAAUGCCACUUGAACAAAUAGAUUUGUCCAGGAUUUAUCUGUGGAGUUCUAUAUAAUGAAUACGUUUCCACCAUUAACUCCUGGGUAAAUUGAUUUAAUCCGAUAUGGAAUUAAAGGAUCUUGAUUAGGACAACCCCCAAUUUAUAGUUGUCCUUUUCUUUUAGGGACCUUCUCAGGAACAUAACCAUUACAUCUUGGUGUAGUUGAUAUGUUGCCAUCCUUCCCCUCUUAUUUUUUUUUCUUCUUCUAAACUAUUUUUAUUAACGAUUUGACAAAAAUAUGGAACAAAAAUUUUCAAACUGUUUAGCAUCAACACAUCUUGCAAAAAGAGUAAGGAAUCCUGUAGCUCCCUGUGCUAGUAUUGUACAUGUGUUUAGGCCUGUGGUUUUUAAAGAAACACUAUAGGAAUACAAACAUGUAUUCCUGUCAAUAUACCUGUGAAAACAUAGUUUUGUCUCCUGACCUCCCCCCCCAACCACCCCGACAGCUAAGGGUAAAGGUGAAUUUACUUACCUCUUUUCCGGCGCAGUGCUGGUCUGUUGCAGCUGUCUCCGCCUCCUUGCCGGAGACCACCGACAAUUCAAUGCUUUCCCAUAGGAAAAACUUUUUCAGUACAUGGGUGUUCUUACCUUUCAUCCCCAAACUUUUUUUAUUGUAACAUUGUAAAUUAUAGGACAGCUGCAAACCAAUUUUUAUGCUGAAUUUUUUUUAUUUUUUUUUGCAAUUUGUUUAUAAUAAAUUAAAAAUAAACUUGUGCUCCAGAAUGGAGCAUCCUUUUUAGUAUCAAGUUGCUAUCUUUCAUUCUUUUUAUGCAACUCAUAAACAUCUCAUAGAUAUGGCUUGUUUUGAUCUUGUUUUUGAAAUGGCCUUGUGGAAAAUUGUGCAAAAAGUCACAUCCAUUAUAUAACAGCAGAUGUACGUCUAGAAGUUGAACUUUCAGCUAUAUCAUUCUGGUACAAUGAGAUAUUUUUACCUUUUACCUAGUUUAAAAGAUCACCUUAUUUUAAAAGUAAAUAUCUUUUAUCAAGUAAUUGUUUACAUUCUCUGUGGCCUACAUGCUAAACUUGUCAACUGUUUUGUUCAGUGUUGCAAUAAUCUGUCCAUAACAGAUGAAGUGUAAACAAACCAUGUAAGAUAUUGGUCCAUGCUCAAAAAUAAACUGUAUGGAAACAAACUUAAUUCACCUUUGUACUUGGACUCCAUCAUUAAGGCAGGAAAAUAACUGGUUCAUUUAUCAUAUGUCGUGUUUUUUGUACGGGGUUGUUUUAUUUUUUCCCCAUUAUCCCAUUGUACAUUCUGCGGAAUUUGUUGGCACUAUCUAAAUAAUAUGAGAAUUUUUUUAUAUAUUGUAAAUAAUAUUGAUUUAAAGUUUUUCUGUAACAUGCUAUUAGAUGUACACCUCAGAUUGAAUAUUUAUAAUUUAAAAAAAACAAAAACCUUUUUUAACAAAUGCAACUCAAAGCAUUUUAUAUGGCAAAUGCUCUGAUUUAAUCAUAUUGGCUGCUGAUUAGAGGAACACUCAAAGCACCACUACAGACACUAGAUUAUGUACAAUUUACAUAAUCUACACCCCCACCUCUUUUGGAUCCGAAAGGAGUUUGUUACGUCCAGUGAGUGUAGACCUCCAUACAGGGAGGCUCGAUGGUGGACAGCAUCCAUUGGCUGAGUGCGUCUAUUGACAUGCUCAUCCAAUAAAUACCAUUUAUUAUGGAAGUAUAUAUAAACAAGGGGGGGUUGGCUACACUUACCUGAACAUGCAUAAAUGGGGUGCUGCUGGGGGCCAAAUUAUACAAUACACAAGAUCCAGCGCACUCAUCUAUCCACUAAACAGCAAUGUUGAAAGAUUUUUUUUUUUUUUUUUUUUAAACACCUAAUCUAGGCAAAAAUAAUGGGGGUUUAGUUAAAUUGCAUAAGCCUGCCACAACGUCAAUGUACCCCAUCUUUGGCAGGUCCUACACUAACGCCUAAUGUCUGCUCUUAUGAGAUUAACCCACUUACUUGGAGAAAAAAUUCCAUCUGGGACUCUCUGCAGUACAGGGAGGGGUGCAAUGUAUGAUCAUAUAAUGUAACUAAACCCCCAUUAAUUUUGCCUAGAUUAGGUGUUUAAAAAAAAAAACAAAAAAAAAAAAAUCUUUCAACAUUGAAGUUGCUGUUUAGUGGAUAGGUGAGUGCGCUAAUUUGGCCCCCAGCAGCACCCCCAUUUAUGCAUGUUCAGGUGAGUGUAGCCACCCCCCUCCCCUGUUAUAUAUUAUGAGUCUAGCCAACUCCUUGGUUUUGCACCCCUCCCUGUCACUAACAGACAUUAGGCUGUUAGUGUAGGCCUGUCAAAGAUGGGGUACAUUGAUGUUGUGGCAGGCUUAUGUAAUGUAUUAUCAUAUAAUGUAACUAAACCCUCAUUAUUUUUGCCUAGAUUUAGUGUUUUUUUAAAAAAAAACAAUCUUUCAACAUUGAAGGGCAUGUUGGUACCACAACCUCUUCUUCUAGGUCAAGAUACAAAACCGGUUCUUUUCCUAAUUUAGGUUCCUGCUUUCUCUAGUGCAUUCCAAGUGUAGUUUUUACAAUUGAAGAAAGGAUUACCAAGUUACUGCCACUAACCUGUGCAUUUUAGAUUGCUAUUAAGAAUCAGUGCAGUAAGUAAUACCUGGUUCUGCACUGACUGAUGCAUAAUAACGAGAUACUAAACCGCUAGUCUCAUUGUUUUGUGAAUGUCACCACUUGCUCUACUACACAGGUAACAUUCCUUUCUAAAUACAGAUUCAUCGAACAUUGCCCUCAGUUCUUGGAUAUGAAGAUUUGAAGCCAAGGCUCAUGCUUCAGGUUUUAUUUGUCAAAACAUUUUGUUUUUAUCAAAUCAUGUAAAUUUCCAACUUGGGCACUGGUGAUUUAUUAUUAUUAUUAUUAUUAUUAUUAUUUAUAUAGCGCCAGCAAAUUCCAUAGCGCUGUACAAUGAGAUUUGUAAAUAAAUGCUGCUCGAUUACUUGUGUAUUUUGGUAGGUUUACAAAGCUCUUCUGUCUACCUUCAGAGAGAACUUGCCACCGUUAGAUUGUUUUUUGUUUGUUUUUUUUCAAAGAAAGACUUUAACGGAUUACCCACAUCCUCUUUUGGAUAUGUGUGUAUAUUGGAUUUGUCGCGUUAGACUAGUAGACAAGGUGCUAAAAUACCAAAAUAUUGCAGUAUGCAAUGAUGAUUGUGUGUUUUUUUUUUUUUUUUGUUUUUUUUUUUAUUGGACUAACAUAAUAUUUAAAAGACAAGGUUUCAAAGGUUUUCCCUCUCUUCCUCUGGUCUGAAGCAAUACUAUAUAUAAAUAAUUUAUAUAUCAUUUCCAAUUUCCUAUUGUUGUGUUGGGCAUUCGCAAUUAGGUCUACUUGUAUACAUUUUUUAAAAAUAGGCAUGAAUUUACCUGCAGUCCAGUGCCGGGUAAGACUCCCGUUGCUGAAUUCCACACCCUGCUCUAACGUCAUCGGUGCCCUUUAUUUAUUUAACAAUGCUGUCAGUGGUUUAUUCACCUAAUCCCCUGUUCCGUAAAUAAACCCUUAAAUGCAGCAUUUUAAAAGUGUCAAAGGAAUCGUAAUAAUCUUAGCCAGAGAUAGGCAAAGUAUUCAAUCAGACCACUGCAAAUUUCCAGCCCAUUAUUGCCCAUAAUAAAAUUCCGAUAGCAAAAGUGUAAUUAUUUACUAGUAAUGUGUAUUAAGAUACCUCACAUAUAUAUUAAAGAAACACCGUAGCGUUGGGGAUGCAUAUCUGUAUUCCUAACUCUACAUCACUGAUGCUCUUUAUCAAUCAGAUCCCCAUCCUCAUGUUCAAAUAAAAAAAUAAAAAAACCUGAAAACUCAGCCUCUUCCUUGGGUUUUCAUCCUAGACGAGCAUUGAGGAACAUAGGCUCAUGCAGGGUGCUCACCGCAACGCAUCUACGAUUGCUGCAUAGAGAAUUAUUGUAUUAAUCAACUCUCUAUGGCUGACUGUGACGUCAGUGCGCGUGCGACAUCAGUUUGUUACGGUGUGAGAGUCAGGAAGUAAGAUUCUCUGCUCUCCUACUUUAAGGGCUUGGAGGUGGGACUUGAAGCCAUGCUUCCAAGCCUUUUUAAUUAUUUUAAUGGUGAGUUUUGGAAGGUAGAAGUUGAACAGAUGAAGUUGUUAAAGUGACUACAUUGUCCCUUUUGACUUAUGUCCAGGUGGCCUAGCUGUGCUAUCUAUUCCCCAUUAAAGGACCACUAUAGUGCCAGGAAAACAUACUCGUUUUCCUGGCGCUAUAUUGCCCUGAGGGUGCCCCCACCCUCAGGGUCCCACUCCCGCCCGGCUCUGGAAGGGGGAAAGGGGUAAAAACUUACCUUUUUCCAGCGCUGGCCGGGGAGCUCUCCUCCUCCAAUCCUCCCCGUUGGCUGAAUGCGCACGCGCGGCAGAAGCUGCGCGUGCAUUCAGCCGGUCGCAUAGGAAAGCAUUAUCAAUGCUUUCCUAUGGACGCUUGCGUGCUCUCACUGUGAUUUUCACAGUGAGAAUCACGCAAGCGCCUCUAGCGGCUGUCAAUGAGACAGCCACUAGAGGAUUUGGGGGAAGGCUUAACUCAUUCAUAAACAUAGCAGUUUCUCUGAAACUGCUAUGUUUAUUAAAAAAUGGGUUAACCCUAGAGGGACCUGGCACCCAGACCACUUCAUUAAGCUGAAGUGGUCUGGGUGCCUAGAGUGGUCCUUUAAGGGUACAUUGCCAUGGGGUAUCCCAUUAUUGUUCAAUCCCAUUACUGUUCUAAAAAGUUACCAAAUUAAUUUAAACAAAAUCCCAUAGAGUUAAAUAGUGACUGCUUUGGAAAGCCCAACCUCCCAACCCUUUACCAACGAAUACAUGUAGUAUGGACUGGUGUACCCUUUUACUCUGCAUUUUAUGACACUUACAGGGUUAUUCCAGUCAGCAUGACUACUUCUGCUUAUUAGAGUUGCUGUGAUGGUAGAAGUCUGUGUGCAGGUUUUCAGCUUGACACACAGCAGAUAAGUUAUCAGGAUAAGUUUCUGAACACUAAUAAAAUACAAUUAAUAAUGACUUAAUGACUCACACUUAAAUAGAAAAAUAACAAACUGCAUAUCCAUGCUUUAUAUAAAAAUCAAGCAAAGCAGUUUAAAAAUGGAAAAUGUGCAUCCUGUGUCAUUACAAAAAGAACAAGGGCCAUUUCCAUGAGCUAAAACCACCUUGAGAUCUGAGCUGGAACCUACCAAAGGGAAGACUACUUGAGCUGUUGUCUGUUCUCCGCACUUGACUGCUGACCCAUAAUCCAUGUCCCCACCACAGCUUUAUUAAAUUUAUAACUUUUAACACUAUCCAAAUCUGUCAGCUGUUGAGCAGUUGCCCAACAGCCAUCAGCUCCCGUGCGGGCUGUCAUCUCCCCAAAGCGACUCUUUGUCUUAACCUUUUCUUUGCGCUGUCCAGGAUACCGCCACCGCGAUGCCCUCCUCGUGCUCAUUACUCCGCGCCGGCAUCGUGCCCCCCGCCGACAGCACAAUUUCGUUUGGAGGCUUUCUCAGUUGCUGGCUUGUGUUAUUAGAUGAUUUCUAAUAAAAAAAGAAAUCAUCUAAUAACACAAGCCAGCAACUGAGGAAGCCUCCAAACGAGGCGAAACACUUUUUGCACCUUAUAUAAGGACCAACCUUAAAGACUGUAAGGUUUUCUAUUUAUUUUAAUGUAUUUUAUAUUACUUUUGUGCACUUUAUUUUCACUACAUCCUGAAAGGACAUUCUAUAUUUGGAUACUACAGGCAGUAGCAAGAAGGAAGUGGGUCCCUUUUAGUACCCACAGAGCUACAUCCUUGAGCCUUUACAUUUGCUCAGUGUUUGUGAGUGCUUUACCUUCCAUACAUAUUGCACUACUAAUUGUGAAUUGGCUAUAUUGCACUAUUUCUCUUUAUUUAGGUUUAUAUUUUAGAGAAAAUUCCUACAAGGACAAUUUUAUUGUAUCUAUCACUGGAAGAAUUAUUGUAUAUAUACUCCACCUUAUACCGUAUGUACAUGUAAAAAAAGAACGAACCAUUAAACUAACAACCUAGUAAAUGAAAACAUUCUGGAUGCACCGGAAGGAGCCGAAAAAGCGGAUUCAAUAUCAGACUUCGCCAGCAAGGCCCCGGCUCUGGCCUCCCUAAGCAAUUCAAGAGCUCUGUCAAAAGAUGCGUACCUAACGCGGGACACCUCUUUAUCAAUAUCAUUCACCGACAAAGCCCAAUGGAGAGACCCGUAAAUUGUGAAAGGGCGGAACCACGAACGGGCCAGCCAUGCGCCCCCUUCGCACUUCCUUGUCCAACUUCUCCGCUAAAAUGUCUUCUUUUCCCAGCACGGACUUCAAAGUACCGGAGAGGGAAGGGGAAUCUGAAUGUACAAACGGAAUCCCGAAUCCCACGGCAAAACCGACCAACAAAAUCUCAGCUGCCCGCCAGUUAGUAUACCGGUCAGGCCACGGCCGCAUCCUUACCACGCUCACCGGCGCCCUCUGUCCGUGGCGCAUCAUCUCUUGAUGAACGCUGGCCUUGCUUACCUUUCUUCAAGCAAUGCAAUGCAGGUUGAGCCCCUCCGCAAUGGGAACACUCAUGUUUAAACCUGCAAACUCCGUACCAUAUGCAGUGGCUCUCAUUAAAGAGCCAGCACCCGCCCUUGCGCGCCCCUGCCGAAGCACCAGGAAAGGGGGCUGGCCUCGAGGGGGUCAUCAAAAGCAGUCACAAGCUGCCGUCCUGCACCCCAAAGUCCAUACCCAGACUAAACGUUUGUAUGCCCCCCAAAUAAGAUCCACAUAUUCGAACAGUGCUGGGGCCUUCUCUGGGAAGCUCAGCGACACUAUACUCGCAUAUACCAUGAACCCUUGGAGCCAGUUUCCAAAGGUGCAUGGAAUCUUACCUGUCUCUCCCUCCGCCGACUCUCUGCACCUGUCCACAGAUUCCCGGUCGGGGGGAACCAGGGUUAACACAUCUAUAAACUCACCACUGAUUAUUUUAUCCCUGACCUCCAGGGAAAUAUGCAUUCCUAGUGGUGCCAUCUCGCAACUGGGCAUAGGGGGACGACCAGAUGCUAAUGGCUGCAUGGGGACCAUAACCUGCGCCUUGGCCUGAGCAGCACCCUCUGGCAGCCUGGCUAGUACAGCCCUAAGCAAUGGGAAAACACUAUACCCUUGAAGACCCUGCUCACUGGAUCCCUUACUAGUCGCCAGUGCUUCCCAUGCGCUAGCACAAUACUCCUCCUCAUUUGGACCGUCUCCUCAUUUGGUCCUCUUACCGCUGCCAGCGACCCACCCCACCCACUCCUGGCUCCCGUCGCCGCCGAUCACCUCUCCUCACCGGACUGGGGGAUAAAACCGACGGAGGCCUGGACCGUCAAGCCCUCCGUCUGCCAGCCACCGCAACACCAUCCGUUGUUCCUGUGGUAGCCAUCCUGGAAGGGGUGUCACACAGGGUCUCCCAGGCCUCUGGUCAGCCUAACAACUUAUUUUUGUUUGAAGAAAUCUUCAGGACAAAACUGGACAAAUUGAAAAGUCCGUAUUCUCCUUUCCCUUGAAAAGUCAGUAUUCUCCUGUCCCCUGUCCCUUGUCUCUGCUGACUGGUGAGUCUCCUCCCCUGGCCUCCUACCAAACUGACCACAGGGGAAACUGUCUUGCACACUUGCUGUUUUUUGUUUUUGGUGUCCUCAGCUUUAUUAAAAAUCUUCAAAAUAUUUGCUUUCAGUCUUUAGCAUGUCAGUGUUUUGUGGAGACAACUUGCCCUUGAUGUAACCUUACUGUUAAAAAUAUUAUCUGACCAGUAUGGAACCCACACUGCACUGUAUUUGUUUAAGUGAAAACAUGAUGGCCCCAGAAUAAUAGGCAAAUGUAUUUAUCUGUAUGUAUAGUUUUCUAUUAUUCUACUGUACAUAGCAAAUAUCAAUUACUACUGCAAAUUGGCAGGUUUUUUUUUUUCCCCAUAUAUAUCGUUUGGAGUUAAAUUCUGUUUUACAUUUGAAUUGCACUGAUUUUUCUAGCUUGCCACUAGAAGCAUUCCCAUGUGAAUUGUCUCUUUUUAGCAAUAUACAAAGGUACAACUUUUUUAUUUAAAAAAAAAAUAAAAAAUAAAUUAUUGUUUAGUUUUAAAUAAAGUAUUGCUUGUAUGAAAAGUACAUGCAUUGCAUACAAACAACUAGUGCAUACCCACAGGUUUGUCCUGUUGUUCAUGUAUGUGUGUCAACAUACAUCUGAGCAUUCCUGAUGUUACAGUUGGCAUUAGCUGAUGGUACUGGUACAUUAUGUACUUUAGGGUUGAGUGGGAGAAGAAAUGAGAGAAUAACCGUUUCAUGGACAUUUAGUCUGCAGCAUGUUGAAAACAGCACCUCACUGUCCCCUUUGACCACUGAGGAGUUAAUUUUGCUUUUGAAUGAUAAAGUUGAACAGUAAUUGGCAAAGAAUGUAAUGUAGGCUUGUGCAAUGCUGAUGAUUACACCAUUGGCCUGCAUUUUCUUUUCCAAAGAAUUAUUUUGUUUUUAUUUUUAAAUUUACGCACAGGGAAUGUAUAAAAUCUGGGGGGAAAAACCUGAUGCAAACGUUUAAGCUUUUCAUAAUGGUUAUGGUCCUAGGAGGAUAGAAGUGAAGUUUAAUUUUUAUAAUUUUUUUUUUUUGUUUCCAGCACUUGCUAUUGUGACACUUGUUAUUCUUUGUUCCUUGGAGUGUUUGUAAAACAUGAGAUCACAUUACGUCCUGACUCUUGCACUGAGAGAAAUAAAGAAUAGCUUAACAGUUUUGGCAUUCCUGGAUUAGCAUAGGGUCCACGAGUUGAUUCAGCUGUAAUGAAAUAAUUGCAGUGAUUCACCACUGUAGAAUCCGCCUGCUCGGCCCAUGGUCAGACUCUUGGUAGACUGAGAGAAUUCAAUGCAUGUUCAUACUGUUCAAAUAAUUGGACAGAUGAAUGUGAGAUCUCUUUCUCAUUAUGAUGUACUGGGGACUUCUAUUUUUGUCAAGCAAGUUGAAAAUCAGUUUGCCAAAAAUAAGGCAGUGCAGACUUUUCAUCCUAGCACAAUACCCACUCCAAUAUUCUGUAGUGGUAAUGGUGCUUGAGCUGCCUUUUUAAACAAGCGACCAUCAUUAUUAUUAAUAAUAAUAAUAAUAAUAAUAAUUUAUUUAUCUUGAUGAAGUAAGUGCAGUGAUAUCUGGACCAGAUAUGGAUUUCUUUUACAUCCGCUUUCCCACAAACUGACUGAAAAUUCCAAAAAUUCAACUACAUUAUCUACAAUAAUCUGCCCAAGAUUUAUUUAUUUUUGCACUACAAUCAUUUCUAGCUUCUUGUAGCGAGUGCUACGCUAGUCUAUUGCAGCAUGUCAUUGACCGAUGUAGCAAUAUCGAUUUUCUCUGGUUAAGCUGCUAAAAUCCGUGGUCUUUGUUCAUAUAUUUAUCUGCCAGACUUAUUAGGGUUAUUCAAUAAACUCCUUAUAGGCCCCCUCUUGAAUGGGGCAAACCGAUUCAGUGCAGUACAGAGCCGUUUGAACUGCAAUAUGUAUUCAUUGUUCACAGAAUUUAACCAUGUCUGGAUUUCAUCAAGAAACCGUUGAAAUCCAACUAUGAUGGUUAGAAUCUGCGUAUGGAAUGCUUAAAGGGACACUAUAGUCACCAGAACAACUACAGUUUUAUUGAAUUUGUUCUGGCGAGUAGAAUCAUUACUUCAGGCUUUUUGCUGUAAACACUGUCUUUUCAGAGACAACGUCACUGGCCACUCCUUAGAUGGCUGUUCGAGAUCGUUCUUGGGUCAUGGCUGCCUAAAAUGCAUCCAAACAUUCAGUAUCUCCUCCCUCUGCAUGCAGACACUGAACUUUCCUCAUAGAGAUUUAUUGAUUCAAUUCAUCUCUAUGAGGAGAUGCAGAUUGGCCAGGGCUGUGUUUGAAUCAUGCUGGCUCUGCCCCUGAUCUGCCUCUUUGUCAGUCUCAGCCAAUCCUAUGGGGAAGCACUGUGAUUGGAUCAGGCUACCACUUCUGAUGUCAGCAUGUAACCGCGGCUGGUUCCCUUAUUUACCACUAUAAUGUCUUAAAGCAUAGAACUUAGUAGGGCUAACCAUACAGAUAUCUUAGCCAUAAUUAUAUAUAGUUAGUGUAAGAGAUCCCUUUAUUUAAAAUAUAUAAAUAAUUGAGAACACAAUAUAAAAUAAGGAUUGUCUUGGAAGCAAUAGUUUUGUCUUUUAGAUAUUUAUUAUAUAUAAAUAUAGACAUAUAAAAUCCAUUACAGCAGAGUUUAUAAGAUUAAAUUAAAUGCUUGCAAAUAUCAUUAAUAGGUUAACAUACCCUUCUGAACAUGUCAUCAUGUCAGCCUCUCUGUCAUUUUAAGAUGGAGCAGCGUCUGUCUCCAAGUCUCUCCUCUGUGUCUUAACAUUUAAAAGUACACCUAUUUAUACAUUAGGUAUCUCCAUUUUAGGGUUACCGUAGUUCAUAUAUGAAAAAGUAACAUUUCUUUUACUUUAUUCAUUUUAGGACCUCCCUUAACUUGGCAAACAUACAAGGCCAUAACUAAAGGGUGUAUACCUCAUGGAAAUUUUCCUGACUUAGUUCAAGAGGGCAUCUUAAAGUCUGGACAUUCUUAUCUACUUAAGGUUACCACAGUAUAUUGUGUACUGAAAGAGUCGUAGCAUAGCCUUGAAGCUUGUUUAUGCAUUAUUAUUGUAAUUAGUCUGGGACAAAAUGGCGCAAACAUAUUAUACACUGAGGUUAUUGCUUAAAGGACCACUAUAGUGCCAGGAAAACAUACUCGUUUUCCUUGCACUAUAGUGCCCUGAGGGUGCCCCCACCUUCUAGGCACCCAGACCACUUCAGCUUAAUGAGGUGGUCUGGGUGCCUGGUCCAGCUAGGGUUAACCCAUUUUUUCAUGAACAUAGCAGUUUCAGAGAAACUGCUAUGUUUGUGAAUGGGUUAAGCCUUCCCCUAUUUCUUCUAGUGGCUGUCUCAUUGACAGCCACUAGAGGCGCUUGCAUGCUUCUCACUGUGAUUUUCACAGUGAGAGCACGCCAGCGUCCAUAGGAAAGCAUUAUGAAUGCUUUCCUAUGUGACCGGCUGAAUGCGCGUGCAGCUCUUCCCGCGCGUGCGCAUUCAGCCGACAGGGAGGAGAGAAGGAGGAUCGGAGGAGGAGAGCUCUCCGCCCAGCGCUGGAAAAAGGUAACUUUUAACCCCUUUCCCAUUUCCAGAGCCCAGCGGGAGGGGGACCUUGAGAGUAUGUUUUCCUGGCACUAUAGUGGUCCUUUAAGAAAGCACUCAGAUACAAUAUUGAAGGUAUUUAUAUUUUAACCUUUGUAUAAGUGGUUUUAACACUUUCAUAACAAUAAAUAUCAGAAUCUGUUGUAACUAUAACUGGUUGAAGUGGGGGUAUGUUACAAUCAGAAUAUGAAUUAAUAAUCAUAUGCAUGAUGUAUUGAUUAAACAAUCAAUAGAUGUGGCAGGAUCCUUACCACAAGAUAUAUGUACCUUUUUAACCAUCACAAACCAAAUAACAUUUUCUUGGUAUUUGAAAAACCGAUAAAAUAUUUGAUUACAUGUAUUUUAAUAUAUAUAUACAUAGAGUGGAAUGGAUGUUGAAUUUAUAUAUUUGACAUCUUUUUACCAAUUUGCAAUAGGUGACCUAAAUGAUCAAUUUCCAAAAUCAUCAUGUAUAUCAUCUGGAUGGGUUAAUCCAUAAUACUCUUUUACUUUCCAUUGACUGGCCUUAGCUCUGGCAGACUGAGUAUUUUUAUCAUUUAUAAAUAAACUUUAUGAUAGUUGAAGUAAAGUUUCUGCCUGUCUUUCAGUUGAAUUUUAACUGCUGAAGUACUUCACUUAUAUUAAUUAUACCACUCUGCAAACUUAAACGAAUAUUUAAUAAUAAAAACAUUUCACAUUUUCUUUUAAGGUUAAAACAUUCAUUAUUGCAGUUGUUAUUGUAAUCAUAUGAUCUUUAACUAUCAUGAUUCAAUUAUCUGGGUAAUCAGCUACUAUGCUCUUAUACGUUAUGUCUAAUAUAUUUGUUUGUAGGCCAGACUGCAGUUGCAUUUGGCAUUUUAGCAAUAAUCUUCAAUUGCGUUUCAGAUAUUUACAAAGUCUAUCCACCUUUGUAAUUAACACAUUAUGUGUUUAUUUUAUACCAUUAAUUAUAGUAUCUCUAUUAUAUUACACAUCGUCACUGACACAUUUCUGAUACAGGGAAAAAAAUGUAUUGCAUCAAGGUUUCUUUUGUUAAUUGAUGUGUUUCUUCCGAAUUCAAAUUCAUAUGCCACCAAAUGUCAUUGUAAAGUUCAUUGUUAGAGAAUAUUGUUCCAGGAUGGUUUUUCACUCCAGUAAGAAAUCUAUAUACCUCUUCUUCUGCUCCUUCCUAUUUACAAGCAGACUGCUUAUUUUUCUGAGGCAAACAGCAUGCAGAUCUACAGGUUCAGUCUUGAAUACAGUAAGAUUUUGAUAUAUUUAUGGCGGCAUGAGGGGACCAGGGGGUGUAGAUUGUGGUUUUAACACUAUAGGGUCAGGAAUACAUGUUUGUGUUCCUGACCAAAUCGUGAUCCUUUAAAGGAUUUAAAAAAUCCAAAAAUGCCUGGAUUAAACAGCAUUUGCAUUAAAGGGGCUGUUCAGACAAACAAACAAACAUUUUUUUUCUUUUCUUUUUUUUUUUUCUUCCUCAUAUUUGUAUUGUAGGUUUUGAGGGCCCCCUAUUGUGUUCCCUCCUACAUAAAGGAGCACUGUAACCGCUUUAUCUCAUUUAAGUGGUUAUAGUAUCUAUAGUCCCCUGCUUCCAUCCUUCCUUUCAGCAGUAAACGGUUUGUGGUGUUUUAACGUUAAACAGUCGCCCCUAGAAUCAUAUCCUUUUUGUGCUGCUUGGGCUAAUGAGUAAGCAUUAGGUUAAGUAACGAUGGGCAGCUCUGAUUGUGCUGGCUGACCACUUUUGGCCUAUAUCAGCGCCAAUUGCUGGUAUGAAUUGGUAUGGUAUUGGAUACAUAAUAUUGGCCUUAGCCCUGCCUUUAAUAGGGGAUGGAAUUUGGCUGGUUAAGACACUUUGUAUUAACCUGCUCAAAAAUGCUGUAACAUUGAAUUGGAGGGACUGUGUCAGAGGACUCCCAACACUAUAACCAAUUUAAUGAGCUGAAAUGCCUAUAGUCUGCUUCUAAUUUGUAUUGCUCUUUUGGCUUCGUUUUGUAUGCUCAUAUAUUUUAAGUCCUGUGGAUCGAACAGUUGAAAACUGUUAAAUUUCAUGCAAAAUGAAGUCCAUGUAUCAGCUGACAUGUGCAAUCUGGCUGUUUGGAAUUAGCGUGCUGUGCUUCCUCCUGUCGGGCAGUAUACGUGUGUCUAUACUAGAUUGCAACAUAGUAACUUGAUUUGAGUUCCUUACUGAUAUGUCUCAUCACCUAUAGUCACCUGUCUGGAGGCCUGUGCCUUCUCUCUACACUGCUGCAAUUUUCAUAAUCCUAACUGUUAACCCCUUAAGGACACUUGACGGAAAUAUUCCGUCAUGAUUCCCUUUUAUUCCAGAAGUUGUCAUUAAAGGGUUAAACACCUAUUUCUAAUCUGCCAAGCAUUCAUCAAAUGAAAGGAACACAAUAGCAUUAGGAUUACAAAUUUGUAUUCCUAAUGCCAUAGUGGCCCAGUUACUGUUUAGGUGAUCGGGCCCCCACUGCAAGUGUUAACAAAGGGAGUUUAACUUUUGUUAACAUCAAAACUCUGCCUCCUUAGCUGACAUCAUUGAGAUUAUUUAUCUUCGCCAACCCAAUCCUUUCCCAAAGAACACCAUGGUUUUCAAUUGCAGGAUUAAAACGGGGUCACAGAGAUGAAGUGGUCUGUGUGCCUAUAGUGUUCCUUUAAAAUAUAUAUUACAAAGAAAACACCAUCAAUAAUGCUCAUGUUUAAAAUAAAUAUAUCAAAAAUUAAAACCUUGUGCCAAUGAUACAUGUUGCGUUGCGUUGCGUUGCAUUGCAUUGUAGACCCUGAUGUGUUUAUCUAAUAGUGAGGAGAUUAAAUCUGACUAAUUGUAUACAGACUAUUGAUGGAAUAUAAUCCUGGCAGUGCCAGGUUAGUGGGUUAAUGGGAUACAUUUUAAUGAAUGACACAAAGGAAGUCAUUAUGCCUAAAUAGCCUGAAGGAAGUAAGCUUCAAAAUAGGGCAAGUGUGGGAGAAGUGAUUAAGUUGGCAUAAUUAUUUUUAGCUUCAGUCUGGUAAUGAACGUAAAUAGUAUAGAGAGAACUCGUGAUAGCUGUCAUUUUCUGCUACUCAAAUAUUAUAUUGCUGGAAUCAUUCACACAUUACAAGCCAUCUCCAAAUUAAAAAGGACCUCAUAUCUGCCAAGAUUUUAUAAAAAUAUAUGCCGAUAUGUGUUGUAAACAGUACACCAAAAAAAUAAAUAAAUCACAAGUUAUGUCUUUUUUUGUUGUUGUUGUUGUUGUCUGCACCUCUUCUCCUCUCCAUCUCUUGCAUAUAAAAUUAUUUACAACAGGCAUUUCAAAUGCUGCCUCCUCUUUCUCCCCCACUCACCCCCAAUAGCUGAACUACAACCCCUGACCCGACCCUAAGGUUAUCUCAGGUAUCUGCAUCUGGCAACUGUCCCUGGUCAGGGACAUGGAAUUGCUGUACUGCAGGCACUAGGACCAUGCAGAGAGCACUUCAUCCUGGCCCACCCAUUUGGGCAUCCCGUGCGAUGCAAGUUGUCAUUGGUAGGCCUGUCCACCAGUCCCAAUUCCAUAACUCCCAAUAAAGUAUGGGUAGUUAUAGCUUGCAUUCACAGAAUUCUGGGAGUUGUAAGCUAUGAGCAGCUGCGGGACAAGAUUUUGAGAUCUAUGAUUUAAAACAAGCAUGUCAAAACUCAAAGGCUAACACCGGCCAAAUAAACAAGGUUUAAGUCUAUGUGGGCUGCAAAAAGAGUUAACGUAGACCAGUAAUGGCGAACCUGUGGCAUGGCGACCCCUCUCUGUGGGCACGCGGCCAUUGAUUGCUGGACUGGUGGGGGCCACUAGCGCCGGUCGGCAGCAAUGCAGAGUAUGUGUGUGUGUGUAUGUAUUCAGCAGUCUGUGAACUCAUCAGUCUGUCUGUGUGUACUCGGCAUUCUGUGUGUGUGUGUGUGUUAUUAGUUUAUUUAUAUAGCGCCAUCAGAUUCCCUAGCGCUGUACAAUGUAUUCAGCAGUCUGUGUGUAUUCAGCGGACUAUGUGUACAUAUUCAGCAGUCUGUUUUUGUUUGUGUGUAUUCAGCGGACUGUGUGCGUGUAUCUAGUGGACUGUACGAGUUGUUUCUUCUAAACUUAAACCUCAGUAUUCAGAUUUAAUUGCCGUGUUGGCACUUUGAGGAAAAAAAUUUGGCAUGUAUUGCGGUUUGGGCACUCUGGCCCAAAAAGGUUCGCUUUCACUGACCUAGACCAACACAAACUAAAAUUACAUUUAUCAUUCUCAUGCAAACAAUAUGCAAUCCUGGGUGUGUGUGUGUGUAUGUAUAUGUAUGUGUAUAUAUAUAUAUUUACUCAAAUGUUUCACUUUAAGUUACUUACUAUGCCCCCCCAAUCUAAUACACACACACUGCCCCCACUCCCACCACUCUAAUUUAAUUCCGCCCUUCCACCAAUUUAACACACUGCCCCCUUCCCACUACUCUAGUACAAUGCCCCUACCUCCUUCCUCCCCAAUUUAAUAAACUGCCCCCCUCACUGUAAUACACCACUCCACUCUCCUCUCCUACCCCCCCAAUUUAGUACAUUGCCCCACAAAUGUAAUACACUACAGGAAGGUUCCCCUGAGCCCCUUUUCCCCUACCAUAAGCCAUCUUCCAGUCCAGCCCUGCAUGAUCUUCUCUGCUCAAGCAGGACACGUUUCUUUGGCACUGCGAGCAGCAGAGAAGGGGGAGUGGCUGACCUGCUCUGCACACAGCCACUCUGCGCACUGUAGAGACCUCGGAUAUGACUCCAUAUGAUGGAGCAUGUGAUCUGCCAUGGGCCACGGGAGGACCACAGCACAAAGCAGCCCUUGGGCCGCAUAAAAAAUACCCAUGGUGGGCUGCAUGUUUGACAUGCUUGAUUUACAUAGCAGCCCAUUUACAGUUCUCAUUUGAGCCAUCUGCUUGAAAAUGUCACAGGAAAAGCUGUGCUCCCCUUUUCUGUACAUUUUCCAUAUGUGGAGUAUUCACACACCCCAUUCGGGUCACCUGUCGCACAUGCACCUUCACAACUUUCUUGAUUAAUGAAAAACAUGUUGCUGGAAGCCGCUGCACUGCUUCUAUUAGCUUGCACAACGGUUUAAUUCCUGCAUAGAAAUAAAACUGCUGCUGAGUGCUAAUUGACCUCUCCCUCAAACACCCAGAGUUUGCAGCUUCUGCAUACACAGAUAUUCCAUGGCUUGUGCAAAGAAUGCCCAGGACCCCCAAUACAGGAACGAUUCCUCCACUUGUCCCUCAUUUAUGUCGCUUCCUGCAUCUGUGCCAGUUCCUAUAGAUAUGAUUCACAGAAUGAUAGGAGAAACCUGUAUUUAUGGCAUGUGUGCACACAAGUGAUGCUCAUGGUCCGUAAACUCACAGAUUUUUCUUAUUUCUGUAACUUGUUUUCAAUGAAUGAAAUCUGGAAUAUAAAUUCCAAGAAUGUCUACAUCAUUUGUUUGUACAUUGGCUAAAACAUGCCAAUGACAUGUUUGUCUUCUACAUCUAAAAAGGGCCACUUCAGAUAAUGAACUUCUUUUGUCCUCCUUUCCAAUUGACUGUUUUGCAUUCAUUGUUAUCUUGCUGUCAUCUGCUACGCGUGUCCGUAGAAAGUGAGUGCUGGCUCUAGGUUACCUGGAGACAGCUGAACAGAGAGUCUUGGCAAAGGCUUUUCAUUGUAAUUUGUAAUCCGCUCAAUUACUCACUCUUGUUCGGAAGCUGUCUCUAAAACAGAUUAUCGUCUGUCUUUUUUUUAAAAUUAUUUGUUCUCUGUAAAAUCCAUAGUUUUUUGUAUAUACAUGUCUGAAAAAAAAAAAUUCAAAAAAAUUUGAAUAAAGUUUAUCAUCUGCUAGUUAACUUUUUGUUUCUUAAAUUGUGUUUAGUGGGAACAGUAAAUGGGGGGGAGGGGUGAGUAGGUGGUGGAGGCUGUGCAUUGAAUGAGCAAAUGUAAAAACAGAAAUAUUUAGAAAAAGUUGGAUAGAACAGUAAGAUUCUAUGGAAUUUGACAUAGAAGAACCUUGAUAAAUCACUGCAGCAACAAGCUCACCUGUCCCCUCACUGACUAGUGUGGGGAACCAUAACCUUCCUCGUGUAAUGUCGAACACUCUUUCUGGGCCGUGCAAGUUCUCCCCUUCUCUAUCAGGCUCUUUCAUAGCUUUAGUGCAUUUGUGUCUAUAGCUUCAUCAAAGGACCACUAUACUCACCCUGACCAUUUAUUCUCCUCUCAAGUGGUCAGGAUGCAGUUGCCCUGUGGUUUUGUCUUGCAAUGUAAAACAUUGCUGUUUUGGAGAUACAGCAAUGUUUACAUUGCAUGGCUAAACGCUAGAUGGUGCUUGUGCACCCACAGCCAAGUCAGGCUCCAUUCUUUAAUGCUUCUCAUAGAGUAGCAGUAAGGAGUGCAGUGCUUUGCAUCCACAAUGCUUCUUUUUGAGAAACAUUGGAUAAGUCGCUGAAGAGAAGAGAAGAGAAGACAUCAGGGAGGCGGAACAGAUGGUUUCACAGACUGAGUCUCCGAGAUGGAAACAAGGUAAGUAACAGAUUAUUUAGCAUCAAUUUUUAAAAAUUAAGAGUGGGCACAAAGGUCACAGACAUGCCAGUAGGCAAAUAACUUUAAAAAUAAUGUAAUAACAUUGAACUAGUUUCACUUCAACAAAACAUUGAGUUAGACAGUGACUUCUUUCACAUAUUUUGUUGAAUGGAAUUUCUGCCCUGUGCUUACGACAUAUCCACCAUAUAUUGAUUGAGCAGCAUGGGCAGUGACUGGAAGAUAUUUGUUGGCUACUUCCUAGUCUGGGACCAACCCUCUGUAGGAAGCUGCACAAGUGCUAGUGAUUUUCUGCAUAUGCAGAAAUUUCUGAGGUUUUAAUAAAACUAAACUUCUGUUUUCGAAAACACUGCUUUUUUUUUUUUUAGUGAUUACAUAUGAGUUAGUAUAGUUUUUUUGUGGAUCUCUUUGCUUACCUUCGCUAUAUGGGGGCGGCCUCACUUAUCUGCUGAGAUCAUUACCAUUGAGAAGAAAGUUCUCACUUUAUCUCCAUCAGUUUUGCCCAACUUUGGACAUCAUUCAUUGACUAAGUGUCACCUGAUGCACGGUCUGUCUCUCUCUCCACUGGUCACCACUCAGGUGAGCUAACUGACGUUCCUGUUUAUGAACGUCUAGCUCUCUUGUGUUCGUAGUGGAAGCAAGGAGCUCUUCCCGUUGAAUCCCAGGGAGCUGUAGUGGUUAUGGUGUUUAAAGUGUUCCUUUAACUGCAUGGCCUUCGGACUUAUAAACUGUGCUUUUGAAACACUAUUUAAAUAUGGCUAUCCCGAUAGAGCAAUGGUAAGCCAGAAUAUGGACUGAGCAAUUAUAGAUAUUUUCACAUUACUAAAUAAUACACUCGGAUUCUAUGCUACAUAUACUUUUUAAAAUUUAAUGAAUACAAGAAUGCUCAAAUGUUUGCUAUAAUGCAUAACAUAUGUGAUAUGCUGAAAUAUUUGGGCCAACACCAGUCUGUAUUGUGCAUUUAAAGCAAUGGAGGACUUUUGGCUAGUUUUUGGUAUCCUCACAAUUUCACACAUCCACUAAAGAUCAUUUUAGUGGUUAGGGUACAGGUCUCUUCAGGUGUGGUCAUCCUUGGUUUUGGGAGGGGGGGGGAGGGGGGGAAAGAAAAACUAAAUAUUUUUGAGGCCUGUGGCCUGCAGCCUACCCCCUUAGCUUGGGAUGACAUAACGGUCACCUUUCUCAUUAUGCCUCAGAAAUAUUGGAAUAAUAUAUGGAAGUGGUAUUUGGGGCACUUUUUUUUUUUUUUUUUUGUAUUCUUUAUUUUUGUGGGUUCAGCAUGAUAACAUAGUCACAUGUGUUCGGCAUAAAACAAUGAGAAUAACAAUCUUAACAAAUAUAUUUUGGAGCUACCCAAUUUUAGUUUUUUUGAGAAGCUAUUCAGCCCACUCUCGUCUGGUCUAGGGCUGUGUGUUAGCAUUUUGCUAUUGCUGGGUAGGAAGGCCUAGGUUGCUUGCUGAGUGUAUUGAAAAGGGCAUAUAUUAAACUGAAAAACUGCUUUAAAAAUAAGGAGGUGGGAGUGGAAGUAACUUAACAUGGGGACUAAUCGGUAGCUUACAGAGCCAGUGGUGAAGGGUUAGUUAAACAUUAUAGGGAACACUUCUUACAGACUGCAACAGGUAAAGAUAGAGGAAACAUAUUCCGCUGUAGCAUUUUGUGCUAGUCUGGUGCCCCCCCAUGCCUUCCUCUACCACUUCCACCCAGUUGGCGAGUGUGGCAACGUCCUCCCGCACCAGUGUCAUGUCCGCUUGGAACAUGGACUUAAAAUCCUGCAUCAGAGCCUUAAUAUCUGCCUUGGUGGAAGGUGCAGAGUCUUCCAUGUCCAGAUGCCCCUAGGGUGUUUGUCUAGCCCGGUUCGGUGUUUUAGGCUUGGCUUAAGUGCUCUCCUGGUCUGAAGACACUGAGGUAUAGGUCUCGAACUGCGCCAUCUAGGGAAUUUUAGGCCGUGAGGCUGCGCGAAGAAAAGCCCCUAUAUCUCCGGAGACAAUCCAGGAUCUGCGCGCUGCUUUUUAUUCUUUUUCCCCAUGGUGCAGGGAGCCCGAGUGGGGCAAUGAAUUGCAGCACAGGAUUGAUAUUUCUGGGUGAACGCUCAGAGCUGCUGCGAUGUGCGUCUGACCGUUUUUGGCACUUUUUAUUUCUAGUAGCAUUGAUGAAAUGUGAGUCCUGUAUCAAUUCAGCGAUGCAAGAAAGAUUAACAGUGUUUCUGAUCUCCCUUACCUGUUCAAAUAUUUUAGGAUAUAGAGUGAGGAAAGUAACACUGUAUCAUAUAAUUAUUUAACUGAGUGGAUGACUAUUUGGGAUACUGUGACACACACUUUUUCUGUCAAACAAUUCGAAAAUAGUGACAUGACAUGGGUAGUAAAUUUCAUUGUAAGGAUUUUUUUUUUUUUUUUUUUUUUUACAGAACUGUAACUGCAAAUCACAAAUGAGAUACUGUUUGAUAAAAAUCAUAGUAGACCAUUAUCUCUCAAGCAGCAUAGAGCCGCAGUUCCUUCUAGUAACAUCCUCAGAACGCAAGCAGAGACAGUGUGUUUACUGUUCUGUCAUGUGACUUAGGAAGGGUAUUGGAGAGAUAACUAUGUGAGAAAUUACUGUGUUUUAUCAACAAUGUAUGUCAUGGAGAAUUCAGAGAUGGUUAUAUCUCCUCCUGGAAGAGGUUCCAGUGAAGCAAUAAAAACUUAUAGCACACAGAGAAAAACAUACUUGGCAAGGAAUAUAAUUGCAGUUGGCUAGUUCCAGACUGUUGGUUUAACAAGCAAACCUUGUCUGUCUAUAGCAGGGGUAGUCAACCUUUUUCUACCUACCGCCCACUAAUGCAUCUUUCUUGAUGGAAAAAUUUCCUUACCGCCCACCAGUUUUCGCGCAAGUGCAGAAUAUUUUUUAGAAAGGAGGGUGUUUUAAAAAAAAAAAAUAAAAAAAAAAUGUACAUACAUUUAUCUUUUUAUUUCUACUUUAUGCAUGUUUAUAAUGUUGUUAACUUUAUAAAAUAUAAUGAGAAAAUAAAGUAAAUUUAAAUUACCUUUACUAGUGAUUAAUGAGAUAUUUGAGGUUGAUGCUGCGAGACUAAAUAUUUGAUAUCUGGUUCGAUUUUCAUAAGGAACAAGCAAAGGUCUCUCUCUUUCGGUGAUAUUCAAACGAUUUCACUGUUUGCGCGUAAUAUGAUUUCUCAUCUGUGCAUCAGCUCCCCUUCUCUCCCUCCUCAAUUCACCUCUCCACCUUUUUUUUUCCCCCUUUUUCCUAAUUUUUAACCUUCGUUAUAGCAAUGCCCAGCAGGAAGGCUGAGCUAGGUAGCCCACUUAUUAUUAUUAUUAUUAUUAUUAUAUUAGCCAACAACAAUUUUCUCCUUUUUCUUUUUCUUCUUUCUCCUUUUUUACAAGUACUCUGCUCUUUCUUUCUCCAAUGCUACAAGUACUCUGUUCCUUCUUUCUCCAAUGCUACAAGUACUCUGCUCCUUCGUUCUCCUUUUUUUUACAAGUACUCUCCUCCUUUAUUUUAUCCCCUUUUUUUCUAUUUUUCUUCCUUCCUUUUUUUUUUUUUAUCUUUUCCUUUUUAUCUCCUUUUUUAUGCUUUUCUUUUACAUUCCAAUGAACAAAAGUAAGGCUGAUGUAUAGUGGGUAGGGGGUCUGUGAGGUUGGUAGGGGGGCUCUAUAAUGGGUGGGGGGCUGUGAGGUGGGUAGGGGGGCUCUAUAGUGGCUAGGGGGGCUCUAUAGUGGGAUGGGGCAGUGAGGUGGGUAGGGGGGCUCUAUAGUGGGUAGGGGGCAGUAUAGUGGGUAGGGGGCAGGGGGGCUGUGAGGUGGGUAGGGGGCUGUGAGGUGGGUAGGGGGUCUGUGAGGUGGGUAGGGGGCUGAAUAGUGGCUAGGGGGGCUGUGAGGUGGCUAGGGGGGCUCUAUAGUGGGUUAGGGGGCAGUAUAGUGGGUAGGGGGCAGUAUAGUGGGUAGGGGGGCUGUGAGGUGAGUAGGGGGGCUCUAUAGUGGGUAGGGGGGCUUUGAGGUGGGUAGGGGGGCAGUGUAGUGGGUAGGGGGGCUGUGAGGUGGGUAGAGGGCCUGUGAGGAGAGUAGGGGCGCUGUGAGGUGGGUAGGGGGGCAAUAUAGUGGGUAGGGGGCUGUAAAAAAGUAAAUACCUUUCGGUGUCCUCUUGGUCCGGUGGGCAGCUUCCCAGUAACGUGCAUGGGGGCGGAGCUUUGAGCGGGAGGCGGAGCUUCCGUUUGGGGGCGGAGUAUGCGGCUAUAAUGAUUUCAGACUGUGCAGGGAGACUGACAGGUCUCCCUGCAGCCGCUGGCAGCCACACCAGCCCCCAGCUCCUCCCUCCUUCCUCCCCUCGGACUGAUAGUCUGGCACAGUCCGAGGGGAGGCUUUAUCAAAAUGAUCAUUAAGGCUGUCAGCCCCGCCCCAGCUGGGCCAGUCCGGCCCUGCCACCCACUCUCUCAAACGGGGGAUUUAGCUGUCCAAAUCCCUACCGCCCACCUGGAAUCCUGAAACGCCCACUAGUGGGCGGUAGGGACCAGGUUGACGACCCAUGGUCUAUAGUAUGAUUAUAAAAAUGACAUGGUUAUUUCAACAGGUAUGUCUUGUUUUAUAUCAGUACUGCAGUAAUGUCAUCUCUGUUUUUAUUUUGUGUAAUGAAUAGUGGAAUAAUACGCAAACCAUUUUUGUACAGUUUUGGGUCCAGGACUGUAGCUCCCACUAAUCUCAGGCAGCACUUCGAAUUGUAUGUCACAGGGAAGGUUUUACAACAAAGUCGUCCCCUUAAUCACCAACACAAACAUUAACUCUUUCACUACCCUAGUUCUACCCAUUAACCCUCCCUAGCACAAGGCAUUACUGCUACAUUACCUUAAAGGAACACUACAAGCAUCAUAACCACUGGAGCGUGCUGUAGUGGUUAUGGUGCCAUAAGGCACACCACCAGUCUAAGCAGUCUAAUGGUUUUACUUUUUACCUAAUGUCUGUGUGCAGCAGUUCCUGCCUCCACAACAGCUGGAAUCUCUCCACCCUGACCAAAGCGCAGCGAUACAGGGCUCAGCUGAUUGGCUGAGAGCAGUCAACUGAGACUCUCAGCCAAUUUGCUGGCCGUGCACUCUACGGCUUAGCACAACAUAACCGAAGCUCCCAGAAUGAGCUUUUGGCUCUCCUGUAGGUUGCAAAAAAGCAGGGAGUUGGUUAAGGAGCCAAACUGUUGUAAAACUGUUUCAUUAUUUAAUAUGGGAUUCACCAGGGCACUCCUGGCACCACAACUUCUACAGUAUGCUGUAGUGGUCAUGGUUCUUGGACUGUUUCUUUAAGACUAACCCUAACCUUAAUAUACCAUGUAAUAUAAAAUAUAAUAGAUCUAUAAAUAUCAUAUAAUUUCGUGGGUACUGGAUACAAUUAUAAACUCAAACUUUGAUCUCUAGUUUAUUAUGAUGUUUCCAAAACACCUCAAUGGUAUCAUUUUUGGGUAAUACACAAUUUACCGGCGUUCUGUAUUUAUUUCCUUUGUGCCUCCACUCUCUUUUUAUAUAUUGUUAUUCUUAGUAAAUGGCUUUAGGGGUGCAUAGUUAGGAUUAAAGUUUUAUUAAAUUUUUUUUUUUUUGGAAGAAUUAUUACAAUUGGACAUUGUUUUCAUUUUUAAAAUCUUUAUGUAAAGAAAUAGGAAACAUGCAGAAUCAAAAUGAAUACUGUAAAGGGGAUGAAAACAUUUUUUUUUUUUUUUACUGUAUAAUGUAUGUGAUAUGGGUGGAUGGUGUGUAUCAAUGUUGUGACUUGCUGUAUGGAAUAUGUAGGUGUGGGGCAGUGGUAGUUGUUUAUAGAUGCAAUAACCUUCAUAAAGAGUCUGGAUCCUUUGUUUUGGACUGACUUCUAGAUCCAAACUAAGUUUCUAGCGCUGAUCUCCUUGAGUGCCAAGCCAACGCUCCGCCUUCACUUGAUGGGAGGGACUAACGUGUAUGCACGGUGUUGCAUUGCUUUAAUGCUUUCCUAUGGGGGUUUUACUGACACUGGCUGUCCACAUGCAGAGGGUGAGGACGUUCAGGAUCAGUUAGGUCACCUGCAAGCAGGAAGUGGCUCUAGUGGCUGUCUGACAUCCACUAGAGGCAGUCUUAGUCCUGCAAUGUAGUCAUUGCAGUUUCUAAAAAAACAAAAAACAAACUUCAGUGAUUUACGUUGCUGAACUAAGGGGGGCUUGGACACUGCACCCAGGCCACUUCAAUGAGCUGAAGUUUUCUGGGUGCCUAUAGUAUCCUUUGAACUCCAUGAGGACCAAUGAUGGAAUAAUGAUGGAUAAACUUACUUGGACCCUGACUGUAUCAGACCUGCUUAGCUUAGUGAAGUCAUACAGAUUGUCUAGCAGGUGAAGACCGGUUGCAACAUGUGUGCCCAGGGUACCCAGGUGUUAAACUGCUCUAAAAUAGUUUGAAAACUGACUCUGCGAGGGUGUUAGUACACUACUGGUACCGCAACCACUAUUGCGGGCUGCUACUUGUAGAGUUAUUCUUCACUGUGGCAAGCCUUUAUAGUGCUGCAAUUUAUAACCUGGUAUUGGGUCUGUAGGGUCCAGAUUGUGAUGACCUCAUGUAAUAUCACUGACCAUUAAGUGAUUAAAGUAAUUUUGGCAUCAGUAAUGAAGUGGUAUGUAUAUGUUUUGUGCUCUCCUGAAUUAUUACUUUAAUUUUUUUUCCCGCUAUUUGUCACGCUUUGUUAGUGUACACAAUCAGAAAUUGGCACUUCUGAUGUUCCUGUAUAAUAAUAUUGCUGUGUGUGCACAGUGUGUCGCUUGCUUUCAGCUUUCUAAAUAUAGGGCAGCACGCUCUGUAGAAAAUGUAUUGACUGAAAAGAUCAGCAGGAUGUUGUUCCUUUCACAAUAGGAAAAUGUGUGCCUAUUUCUGGCCAGUAUUAAAUUGCUUUAAUUUUUACCCCAAUUUCCCCCUCCUCUCCCCCCUUUUUCUCCACUCCCACUCAUCCCAUUUAAUAUAUUCUUUGUAUGUCACUGUGGUCCAAAGAGCUCCUAGUUCAAUAUACAUGCCAACUUUCUAUUUAAAAAAAAUAAAAAAUUGUGUGUGAAAACUGACACUUUAGUUUCUACAUAAUAGAUAACUAUACUUAAGACAGAAUUUGUGUGCUGUCCUUUGACCAGAAAUUCACUCUUCCCGCUCCACCAGCUCCAGGUGACUUCCUCCUUGCAGUAAGAAGAACAGAGCUUCAUUUAGCCAUGAAGAAUUUCAAGCAGGCCUUGAUUGAUGCAGAUAAUAUGUGCAGAAAACAUCUUCUCUGGCCAAAGGUAAAUCUGUAAAUUAUAAUGUGUGGAUGUCGAACCUAAUAUGCCACAUGUUCUACAUUAGUCAGUAAUGCAUUAUGAUGACCAAAUAUUGUACUUCAAAGUGAUUAAUGUACAGAACAACUGUUGCCUGAUCCAUAAUCUAACUUUAAAGGGACACCAAACCACUACAUCUUAAUUCUGUCUGUUUACUCUGGCAAUCUAGAAUAGAUAGAUUCCUCCUGACAUCUAGAAUAGAUUGUGACAGUCAGACUAAAUCAAAAUGAAAGGUUUUUGGUGCUUUCGUGUAUAGUAUCAUGGUACCUAACACUGCUAAAGCAGGAUAGCGAAGCUGUGAGGAUACGGUUCCAGGUUCAAGUUUUAAUAAUCUUUUUUUCACAAUUUUUAAACAGGAGGCAUUGAAUUUAAAGCAAUAUUUUUCACCUUAGGUUUUUACUUCAAACAUGACAUUACUAAGCAUUCUCUAAGUACAAAAACGACUACAACAUACUUCUCAGCUGUCCUGUGAAUUUGGGGUUCAUUUGGUGCAUUAAGCCAAUUAACAUAGAUCUUUAACAGUUCUUUGAGAAUGGCUGCCCUGAUUGGGCAAAGCUUGGAAGACCGUCAUGCUCCCUUUCAAAUGUUCCUAUUCAUUACUGGGUGGGUAUGCUCCCUCCUGCCUCUUUUUGGGCCUCACAUCAUAUUCCUGCAUUCUAUACCUCUCACCAUUGGGAGAUAUAUUACAGCUUGCUGUAGCAUUUCUGGUUGAAGAAGUCUUUUAGUGUGUCAUUUUUGAGUGGCUCUUCAGACACCUAAUGCACUACACCUCAUAUGGCGUUCUCAUAUAAAACUGUCACUUUCAGAUUAUCUGCACAAAUUUAUUCCUUUGAUAGCAAGCGUAGGCCGCAAUUACUAGAAGAGGCUUAACCCAGUGAAUGGCAAAUGUAGGCUGUAGUUACUGUAACGUAGUAUUGCUAGCCCGAUAUGUAUGUCAUAAAAAAAUGUGUGUGUAUAUGGGACUAGGCACUGUGCAAUUAUUAAAAUUUCCCUUUUAUGUGUGAAGCUAAUUACAUGUAUUUAGCAGAAAACAAAAAACAGUGACCAACUUCGUAGUGAUAUACUUGUUUCACAUGAAGCCUUACAAAGUUCGUUUUCUUAUUUAAACAAAGAAAAAAAUCCCUGAGUAAUUUAAAUUCUAGUAAAAUUUAACCUAAAAAUGCUUCCCAAGACCAGGCUUUGUAUAAUAAUCCUUGUAUUGUCAGGGUGGUGCACAACAUUUUAAUCAGUUUGUGCGCACUCUGCCAUGUUUACGCGAAGGGUGUUAAUUUUUAAUUUAAAUAUAAUGCGUUUAUUGGUCCUAUUGUUGGCUGACCAAUUUAAUCCAUCAGUAGUCUUUAGGUGCAUAAUAAUUUGCCUGUAAUCAAUGCCACGGUGGUCUCAUGCACUUUCGCAUUAAAGGUGCCACUUAGUACACCGUUCUGUUAUAAACUAUUUCUUGCAAAUAUGCUAAUGCCCUUUAUCAAUGUGGAACAAAAGACAUUGUUUGUACUUAUUUUAAUUCUGUCAUUUUUUUUUGUUUUGUUUUUUUGCCUCCUGAGAACAUCAUGUCCUUUGCAGUUAAUGUAAUCCUGUGUGCUAGUUUAGUGGAGAUUAUUUUUAGAAAGCGUGGUACAAGAUGUUUGGUUAAUCUCUUUCAAAGCAUGUCACGUUGCUAUGUAUGCAGGCACGUUCUAUGAAAGCGCAGGCUCUCUCUGGACUAGGAAGAACUGAAGAGGCUAUGAAGGAGUUCUUGUAUUGUGUUGCUAUAAAUCCUGAAUGGAGCUCAAUGAAGACUGAAGCACAAAAGGUAGCUCAUUACAUAUGUCAGACUUAUCUGGCUUCCUCUAUAUUAUUUCACUUUGUUGAUAUGGUUCAGUUUGAAAAUGUGUUUUCCUUUACUAGUCAUUGCAAGGGCAGGAAUUCCAUAGCUCAGAAAUCCAUACAGAGAUAUGUAUAUUGAAGUAAUGCCACUUAUCUGUUACACAUUCUGCUGAUACUGAAUCGUUUGCAUUUUAGAAUGCAAUGCAGAGAGAGACUAAAAGGAAAACUGGGAAAAACAAAAACCAAAAAAAACUAUAUUCUGUCCGGCAGCAGGAUGUUUCUAGCCAAUCAAAAACCUUAAAAUUCAAGUUAUGGCCAAAGAGGAAAAACCUAUACAGAUAAGAGUAAACAACUAACUGUAUUCCAUGAAUAAUAGCAGUGUAAAUAAGACACCGUGUAUAAUUUUUCCAUUUCUUUUUAAAUACCUUUAUAUAAAGUGUGCCUACUGGUAUAUACUGACCCUGAGUGAAAGCAUUACUUUCUCUUUAAUGGGAAAUAAAAUCCUGGGUUGACCUAUAUUUUCAUCUUAUUGGUGGCUACUUUUAAUAAACCCAUCAAGCGCACACCACUUGUAAAGAAAGCAAAAGAGGGUUUAUGUAUCAAAAUAGGUCAAGACACUUUAGUGUGCGCAAAGAUAGUAGAAAAUCAGCUCCUUUUACACUUAUGCCCUACUUUUUAAGAAUAUCUACUUUUACAGAGUGAUGAGCAUGUUUGGGGAAAUCAACUAACGUGUCUCUUAUUCACUGGAUAGGGUUUGUAUAUAUUUUCUAAGCACACCAUGGCUGAAGCUGUCCACUUAAUUUAAAGCAAGGUGAUAAUCCUGGCAGAUCUUCAGGAUUCCUCCUGACAGGCAGUGGAUGAGCCAACAAUUUGUAAGAGUAUUGGAUGUUUCCUGGAACACUCUAAUAAGGGUCAAUCUGUGACCCUCACAGCUGUUACUGGACUGCGACACUAAUCACAUGCUUGUGACGUAGCUAAGUGCUAUAAUGUCACAUGUUGUUAUUUUAUUAAAUAAAUAUAAGAAAUUGCAUUGCCCGUCAUAUUUUGUUUUCCAAAAGACAAGUCAGCCCCUUUUUUAACUCUUCCGUGACACAAAAUGUGCUGGGACUCUAAUUUUAUAAAGGAAUGUGCCUAAUCCCCUAAUCCUUCUUUUGAGGCGGUUGCUUAAUUUUCUGAAAACCAAGCAUCUUAAUUUUAGCAGGUAGAGUUCUAUUAAAGUAUUAGUUUUCCUGCUUUAAGGGUGAUAUUCAAGAGCAAUGCAUCAUGCAGAGUUAGCAAAGUAAGUAAACAGACAGUCAGAGAACUAUUAGGAUAAUAGAGCUGUCAGGAUAAAAAGUAAAUAUGCACAUUAAAAUGAAAACAGGACUGAAAACGUGUAGCCAGGACAACUCUCCUGCUGUGGGACUGGAUAGGACAAUAUUGCAGUAGCAUAAAUGGCUUGCAGUUUGCAGCAUGUUAGUUUAAUGAUUCCUUGUGCAUUCAAUAUUUGUAAUCUUUACUGCUAUCGCAAUGAUAUAACAGGUUAAAACACUUUAAUGGGACACUGUCUGCACCAGAACCACUACAGCUUAAAGCGGCACUGUCAUGCCGAACUUACCUUUCCUCAAUCUCUUCCUCUUCUCCCCCUCUCUCAGGAUCUGUUCUUCUUUUCUUCCUGUCUUCUUUAGUUUUCUUUAAAAUCGUAAGACAAAGUAGGGACUCUUUGCCUUAUGGAGGUUUCCUCCGCGUGACCAGUUUUGACCAGCGGAGGAGCAAAGUGUGCUUCAUUUCCGCUGGUCAGAGCAAUUUCCGCACAAUUCUCACCUUUCCUCCCUGUUCCCACGAUGCUUCCUGUCAGUAUUGCCGAACGUCCUGUCACUUAGACAGAACGCCGGCAAAACUACCGAAUUGCAUCCUAACAGAAUGAGAACAGUUUCUCCAUUCGUGUUAGGAUGCAAUUCGGGACUUUGUUCGGAUCGCAAUUUCAUUCGAAUGAAUGAAACUCCUUAUUGUUAUUUAGUAGGUUUUUUUUUAAACAGUGAGCAGUCUGUGGCUGCUCCUACUCGCGGUAUAGCUAGUAGGGGCACUGUGGAGAUUUUAAUCUCCCUUAUGCUAUUAUGGGGGUCAUAUUGACCCCCAUAGAGUGAGGGGGGACCUGUGGGGCUUAUGAAGUGGCGGGGAGCACUGCUCCCUGCCGCUUCUAGCGUUACAUAUUACAAGGAGGGAGCUGUGUGCCAGUAGCUCCCUCCUUGUAAUAAACUGCACGAACAAACGAACACUGAUACUCAGUGCUUGUUUGUUUGUCUGACAAUGCUAUCCAUUAAUUCAGCUUUCUGAUGAAUGAAUGAAUAGAUGAAAUUCCCGUUCGCAUGUCCAAGUGUUUAACUGGGCAUGUGCGGGAAUCUCACAGUCCAUCUAGUGUGGGCAGAUGACAUGUCCCACAGGGACUUCCUCUACCCACACAAAGAUGGCGGCGCCCUGAAUAUAGAUCGGGGCAAUAAAUAAAGAUUAAAAAAUAGGUAAUAUGGGGGGCUUAGGGCCAUUUGGGAAUGACUAGGGGGUCAAAUAGAGAUAGUGGAGGAGGAAGGGGGGUUAAAAAAAAAAACGGGAUUCGGCCAUGACAGUGCCGCUUUAAUCUGUUUUUGCUGCAAAAAUGCCUGUCCCUGUAAUCUAUCAAUUGUAAACAUUGCCUUUUCUGAGAAAAGACGGUGUUUACAUUUGUCAAAGGACACCUCCAGUGCUUCACUCAGACAGCCACUUGCAACAUUAUAGAUUUUGUGGUCCUACUAGAAGGCUGAUGGGUAUUUUCACUGUGGAAAAUCUAAUAUAAUUGAGACAUAGGUUUUGGCUCUUGAAUGCUAUAAAUAGAGCCUUGCUAGCGAUCCCUGUUUGUCACCAGUUUUUGAAUAUAUGCUAUAAGGAUAUUUGUUUGAUGGCCAUUUAAUACAUCAGUAUUUGAGUUGUAAGAGGAACUUCAGUAGCCUAAACUAUCUGAGAAAUAUAAUAAUAGUAAUAUUCAUCUGGGACCACCAAAUAAUUAACAAUUUACAGAGGCUAGAAUAAAGCUGAAAUAAGAGGGAUAAAAAAUAAAGUGUGAUGUAAAAUUAUACAUUGGGAUUCCUCAAACUUAAAAAGUGAGUGUACUUUACAUGCACAGAAGAAGGGACCUGCAACAUAGUGUCUUUAAAUAUGAGAACAAGAGGAUACAACUAAAAGUUGGGAGUAUGUGUAUAUUUCUUAUGGAGAGAGUUGAAAAUGAAUGUAAUAAUGUUUAGUUGAAGUAGUGGAGAUCGAUGCAUCUGAAGAGUCAUUGGAAGUUGGAGUAUGGCCAGACCAGAGGCCUAUAUUAAUAAAAAUGACCUUUAAAUACAUUCUCUUUUUCCAUUCACAGAUAAUGUGUGAUGUGUUUUUUCCUGCUUUUGAAAAUGUUCAGGCCAGUCUGAAACCUGUGUUCUUGAACAGCACCAACAGUCCAUCUUCUGUGAAAGAUGUUUCCUUUGCUGGAUGCUCCGAGGUACAAAUCCAAAUGUGAAAACCUUUAUAUUAGACAUAUUUUAUUUAAAAAAAUAAAAUUUAAUUUGUACUCUAACAGUCCCUGUUUUGUCUUAUCUGCAGGACUCCCUGUUCAGAUUAACCAAAGCCUCAUCCCUGGAGUCUGAUCUGUUUCAAAUGAAAGAUUUCCUGGACAAUGCACAAAAUACCCCAGGAAAUAUUCUCUCCUGUCUUCCUAGCACAGGUCUUAAGAGAAAACAUGCCAGCAAUUCAGAGGAGCCUCACAGUGUAGAAAUCACUGCCAAAUUCCUGAAGAAAGGUAUGGGUUCACUUGGCCAACAUUAGCACAGUUCUCUGUUCCUUACUAGCCUUCUGAUACUUUAGGCAUUGGCUGCAUAAACAGAUUUUCUCUGUGACUCCUAUCUCACAUUCGCACCUCAAGUCCAGUCACUUGCCAAAUCAGGUCACGUCUACCUCAAAAACAACCAAAGUGCUGCUCUAUGCUUCUAUCAUCUCUCGACUUGACUACUGCAAUCUGCUUCUCUCUCUUUUAAUGACGCCCCAGUGAUACUGACAGUGGAGGGGCUAUACACCUCCAGAAGCAAAGGGGUUAAAACUCUGUUAUGUGUAGUGUUUCAAAGGCACCGUGACCACUUGAAAUUACUUAUGUGGUCAUGGUGAUUGGAAUAACCCUUAAUGCCAAAUUAACUUAAUUUACAAUCCAUAGGUCGUCUUAGCAUUGAUUUGUAUCUCCAUGACAACAAUCUACCCAUUUUCAAAAAGCUACUUUCUUCAUGAUAAUGUGUAAUUUCUCUAAUUUUGUAUCUAACGGGGUCCACAAUUAUAAAUGGUUUUAAUUUACACCAUGGUGGGCAAAUGGUAAAUCCCUACAUGUUGUAGGGAACUGCAAAAACCACAAUGCUGUGUCAGAGCCAUAGGUGUCACUACAAGUGGGCAGGAGGAGGGCAAUUAGCCCCUCCUUUACUCCUUGUCCCAUCUGUGCCCAUCCCAUUAAACAUUUAACUUGGCAGCAGUCAGUACUCCUGUCAGACUGUGGUUUGGGGGUACACUUUAGGAGAGGCACCCACAGCAGCAGGACCACCUCCAUGGGCUCCGAUGGAAAGUUGCCAGGUGCAAGCAGUAGCAUUAAUUACACUGCUGAUCUCCCAUACAACCAGCAUCCAGGCAAACAUCAGGACCGAGUAACAAGCCUUGAAGAGAACGGGGCAGCACAAGAGCUCAGUGUCUGUGUGCAGGUAACAGAUGGAUGCAUGGCAGCAACCCAUGAGAGCAGGUAGCAUGCCGAUUGAAAGGGGCUGCUUUCCGGGUCCCUGGCUCCCACCUGAGUAUGUGAGGAACGUGGGAGGUCUGCUUGCUUUGUGCGUGAAUAUAUUUAGCACUGUGAGUUUAUGUAUUUAGCAGUGUGCAUGUGUUUGUGUAUAUGUUGUAAUGAGCAAUGUUUGUUUGUGUAUAAGCAGAGGUGUAGCAAAGAUGGAACAGAGGGGGUGGUAAGGGAUCACUCUGCAAUGCGUGCACAGUUUCUCCGCGCACCCUGAUGCCAGGAGGUGCAAUACAACAAACUCUCAGUUGUUAUAGUACACAACGUAUCUCUUGCACUUGAUACAAUAUGGGUUAUACUUGUGCAAUCGCUACAGACUGUGAAGUUUCACAAAAGGGAAAUCCAGACCACAUAAGAAACUUUACUGUUGAAGCUUCUCCUGCUAUCGUUUAAAUUUCUCAUUUUGAAACACAGAAGUUUAUCUUUGAAUAACUCCAUAAUACAGUUUUUACAUGUCUGAGUGUGUUUGUGUGUACAGAUUUUUUAUAUAUGUAGGAGGGGCACAGAAGAUACCACAGUCAAAGCUGGAAGGGAGGGGGCACUAAUUAUUUCCAACACUAAAAAAGAAAAACUCCUAGUUUGGUUAGCUCAGUGGAGCUAAAUUCAAGAGGCAGCAAUUGCUCAGAGCACCUGCCUUGUAAAGACUUCAAUUGUGCUGUAUUGGGAAGUCUGUGAUUGGACAGCCACAGAAACCCUGGGUUGAGUUAUAAUGGGAGGGCUUGCAAAGGCUGCAGACAAGAAUAAUUUAGCUUUUGCAAGCUGUUUUUAGAUAUACCACAAUGAAAGAAAAGUAUAAUUAAAUCUAUGCAUUUUUUCAUUUGGAGUAUAUCUACUAAACCAUGAUUUAUAUAUAUUUUUUUUAUUUGGGCUGCAGAUUGCCCCUUUAAGUCAGCAUUGUCCAAAAUCCUUAUAGCAUAUUUUUAACACCAAUGGUAUGUAUUGGAGUGUACAUUGUCAAAAUUUAAAGACUAUUCCAAAUAUUGGGCCAUAUUUAAAAAUCAGUGUGAAUUUCUGGCAAUCCAAACUUUAGUGAAUAUAAUUGACCCCGUUGAAUCUAUUCUGAACUCCAGGACAAAGGUUCCCCUUCUCCAUAUCAUUUAUGUGUACCUUAUAAAAUACGCACUGUGUGUAUGCAUUUUUACUACACCUCAUAUAGUGUAUAUCUGUUUACUGUGCUAAUUUCUUUUAAUCUCCUUUAAUAGUGAAAUUGUGGGGGGUUUUUUAAUUUUUUUUUUUGGUUUUUACAGAUACAGAAACCCUGUGUGAGCAAGUUAUCACUGGAACUAAAAUAAGAGAAAUUCACAUGGUUCUCGUGGAUGCAGCUGACUUCGAGUGCUCUCUCUGUAUGAGGUAAGAUUAUCGACAACCAUAGUUCCCAACUUUGACAGUGGAAGGGAGCCCUUGUGGUAUAACUGAAAUUCUUGCAUCAUGGGUGGUUCUGCCCAGAAACCGGGCAUAUCAUGCCCAUAGCACAAGCACGUCUAGUGGUGCUCUCAUUUAGCUGGUCAGGGACCGCGUGUCACUGGAAUCGAGAUGACAGGGACCGAAAUUGGGAUGGCAGGGGAGAACUCCAAAAUCAUGACUGUCCCACCUUUGUCAUUGUUGAAAAGUUUUUCUGUAAUUUCUUUAUUCUUGCAACCAUAAUUUGUUGGGUCAGAGAACGAAUGCAGAGGGGAUUUUCUAGAGAGCGUAACUAGCCGAGUGAAAUGUUAUUUGCUUCCUUUGCUGCAUUUCUUCCAUGGAUGUUCCUUAUGAGGAUUGUCAAGACUUACAGCUGUAGCGAGUGUUGUUAUUCUUUUAUUACGUAAUAAUUUUUAUAUAUAUAUAAUCCAGGAUGCACUCACAGGACUUGGUGAAAAAAUAUAUUCUGAUUUAUUUAAAUCAUGUGCAUAACGCAAAACAAACCAACCAACGUUUCUGCCCCUGCAGGUCUUUUUCAAGGUUAUUGUCACGGUCAAAACAUUUAAAAUAUAUACCCAUACAGUAUUAGUGAACUUACCAAUCCAAUUCAGAGUGAAACCCUCAGCCCGACACCGAAACCCGGAAGUGAGUACGAACCGCCUCCUGACGUCAUCACGUCAGGACGUGAUCACCAUGGAAACCACCUAUGCUCCUAUACAGGAUCGCAGAAAAAUGUGAUCAAGAAUAGUGAUGAGGGCAACAAGAUGGAAGAUCUGUUCUGAGCAAAUAUCGAAUUAAAAGAGUAAAAAUAUCGAAAAAGUACAACCAUGUGCUUAAGAGCCACCUCUAAAUGAAGUGCAUACAUGUGUUAAAGUGAAAGAAAAGUGCAGAUAAACGAGUGAAUGAAAACAGUGAUAUACAAGUACAAAAAAAUGUGCAUAUAGAAGAAUGGUUGGUUUGUUUUGCGUUAUGCACAUGAUUUAAAUAAAUCAGAAUAUAUUUUUUCACCAAGUCCUGUGAGUGCAUCCUGGAUUCUUAUUUUCUUACAUAUUGGACGCACCACGGAUGGCACCCAGGCGGAUGCCUUAGAAUACGAAGAGAGUGCCAAACUAUUUACAUUUUUUAUAUAUAUAUAUAUAUAUAUAUAUAUAUAUAUAUAUAUAUAUAUAUAUAUAUAUAUAUAUAUAUUUUUUUUUAAAUAUAAUGUUCCUUACUAAAAUGUACCACCAGCUUUUGCUUGAGCCUCUGCUUGGUUCCUAUGGAGUUUCAAUGCACUCAGAAGGUUGAACAUGACUUUCUUUUUCUGGCAUCCAUAUAUAUUAACAUAACUGGUCUAAUUUCCAAUUGUUUCUAAACUCGUUUGAGGAAGCAUAUAUUCUGAAAUUUAUAUUAUGAUAAAUUAAGCUUAACCACCAGUAGAUUAUUCUUCUGUCCUCAGUAGACCCAUUUGAAGGAAAUUUGUCAAUAGUUUUAUUAAGAGAAAAUUUAAAAAAGAUGGGACUGCUAGGCAAGGAAGCAGCCAUCUAUAGGAACUGGCCAAGAGUCCUACAGUCCUUUAAAAUGUUCAGGGCAGGUGAAGGGAGAUUAUACAAUUUACAGCUACCCAGCAUUUAUUACUUUCUGUGUAAACCUUUUAUGUCAAAUAAGGAGAGGGGUGUAAAGGAAGAGCAUAGCAUUAAUCUGCCACUGCCAACUACUACUUGAGCAAUUAUAAUGUAAGCCUAUGAAUUGAAGGUACACCAACAUAAUGUAAUAACAGUUGUUUAAAGUUGACUGCUGAAAUCCAAUAUUUUCAUAAAAUGUUAUGUAGACGAUAUUGAGCAGUGACACUGCAGGGAAAUGAUCUAUACACCCAAACGGCUUCAAUAAGCUAAAGUUGUUUUGGUGACUAUAGUUUCCCUUUAAUGAGCUGGCAGAGGUAUAGGCUGAAAUUUCUGGGAUUGAUUCAAAGUAAAAGGUAGAACUGUUCCAGUUGCCAGAAGUCUUUAAAAUACAAAAUUCUGCAUUAAAGGGACACUAUAGUCACCUGAACAACUUUAGCUUAAUGAAGCAGUUUUGGUGUAUAGAACAUGCCCCUGCAGCCUAACUGCUCAAUCCUCUGCCAUUUAGGAGUUAAAUCCCUUUGUUUAUGAACCCUAGUCACACCUCCCUGCAUGUGACUUGCACAGCCUUCCAUAAACACUUCCUGUAAAGAGAGCCCUAUUUGGGCUUUCUUUAUUGCAAGUUCUGUUUAAUUAAGAUUUUCUUAUCCCCUGCUAUGUUAAUAGCUCGCUAGUCCCUACAAGAGCCUCCUGUAUGUGAUUCAAGUUCAAUUUAGAGAUUGAGAUACAAUUAUUUAAGGUAAAUUGCAUCUGUUUGAAAGUGAAACCAGUUUUUUUUUCAUGCAGGCUCUGUCAGUCAUAGCCAGGGGAGGUGUGGCUAGGGCUGCAUAAACAGAAACAAAGGGAUUUAACUCCUAAAUGACAGUGAAUUGAGCAGUGAAAUUGCAGAGGAAUGAUCUAUACACUAAAACUGCUUUAUUUAGCUAAAGUAAUUUAGGUGACUAUAGUGUUUCUUUAAAUAAUGUUCAUUGGAAUCAUGCAAAGAGUUCACAAUAUCAUACCUUUGGAGGAGCGAGUUUACCCAAGCUCAUAACACAUGGGAGUGAACAUUGACUAAUUCACUAUUGUAGUAGUGCGAGAGUCACCUUUUACUGAAAAUACAUGCAAUGGAAGUGUGGGUCAAAAUAUAAAAGUAUAGAGUUACAGUAUAUGCUGUCGCAUGUUGCUGAGCGCUUUAUUUCUCCAUCACGAUAUGAAUUAUCCAUGCAUGCAACAAAUGUAAAGCAUUGUAAUUAUGUUUACUGGAUGUUAUGAAUUUCUCAUGCUGCUUUGGAUUUCCUUAGGCUGUUUUAUGAACCUGUAGCUACCCCAUGUGGACACACUUUCUGCCUCAAAUGCCUUGAGCGAUGCUUGGAUCACAAUCCACAUUGUCCUCUCUGCAAAGAAAACCUGUCACAGGUGAGCUGACAUACCACAGACAGAUCAAUUGAAAACAUGCAGCGAACAUAAAAACAGGAAAAUGUGCCGCCUGUUCUUGUUAUAUAGCAUAGUUACUACUUAGGUAGCACUUAACUUGUUUGAAUAUCAACCCCCAUGUUUUCCAGCUACACAGGUAGUAAAUUAGUAUCCCAUGAUCAUUUAAAUAUUAUAUUCAUAGACUUCAGCAGCAAUCUUGUAAAUGGAAAGAGGUGGAUACAGUUAGGAUGCUCAUUUCAGAGAACCGAAGCAAAUGCUAACAAAAAAUAUCUGUGUUGGAUCUCUGCUCUCAGUGGUCAGUGUUAUAAACUGCUGUUGGUUCAGGCAAGCAAAAUUCAGAACAGGUCACGUGAGAAUCAGAAAGCUCAGGACACGAGGUUAACAGCCCAUAGAGCUUUCACCUGCAGUUUACUACUUGGAAGGUCAUGUAGCUGCUUUGACUUUGAGAAACCUCUGAGAACCUUGCUGUUUAUUAGUCUCAGGUGUGACUGUCACUAGGCGACAGGUGAGCCUGCAGACAGACUUGUAACCUGAUCCUCUGUGCAGACUGUGCUUAUGCUGAACGUGCUAUUUCUAGUCUGUCUGCUAGUACUUUAAAUGCUGACACUAUGGGUCGCUGUGGAACAGACAGGAUCUACAAUCCAAAAUUAACACACUUGCAUUAAUACAAGGUGACAACAUUUAGCUAUUACUGCCCUGCUUACCAAUAAUCUAAAAAUAUUUAACUCUGAUCCAUUUUUCUGGUUCCUAUUCAAAGGGCAACUGAUGCUCUAAAAAAUUGAGGUUUUUUUUAAUAUAAAACAUUUUGAAAGUUAAUAGCUUUUGUUUUGUGUUUUUAUAUAUGAAGUAUAUGUAAAUAUAAAUGAGAAAAAAAAAAUCUUUUUGUAUAUGACAGGAUCAUUCUUCCAUAUACAUGCACCAUGGAUGUUUGAAAAUGUAACGUUUCUAUAGUCUUUCUGCUUCCGUGCAGCAGGGAAGAUUUUGGAGACUGGCUGUCAUUUUUCAAACCCUGUCUGACCUAAGGUGUAUGUAUAUGGCUGAAGGAUCUUGUCAUGAACUAAAGAUAGGGGUGAGUUUUCUGUUGCUUUUGUUGUUGUUGUGUUCUAAAACACAUAAAAAAAGUAGGAAAGGGAUAUCAAAUUAGGUAGAUUUAGGAUUAGUUUAUCCUAGAGUUUGUCUACAAGAGGGGAAGGGUGGUAUGAGUAAAAUGACACAAGUUUGGAAAGGUAGGUGACGAAUGAAGGGGGUUGUGGAGAGAGACUCCUGUACAGAAAGGGGCUAUUUACAAAGUGACCUAAAAGGUAUUGACAGACGGGCAUAAAUUGGGGAGAGGAAGGGGAGGUUGAUGGACACAAGGAGGAGAGGGUAGAAGGGCACCAGUGAGGGAUUUGGGCUAUGGACAGAGGGAUGCAAGAUGAGUAAUCUGUCUCUAGACAGAGGGACUCUGAUAAAAUUGAGUCAGUACAAAGAGACACAAGUAAGGGAGAGAGGUGUAUGGGCAGAGGGGCACAAGUGGGAGGAGGAGGCUGUGGAAAAAGUGAGGAAGGUGUGGUAUAAGCUGAGGGACACAAGUGAGGAAAGGGUGAGAUAUGCAAAGAGAGACUAAUGUGGAAAGCUGGUGUAUGGACAAAGGGAGACAAGUGAGGAGAUGGAAAGAAAAAUGAAUUGUGUGGUAUGGAGAGCUAUACAUAGGGGUAGAUGUCAAGGAGCGCAUCAGUGAGUGGGGGGGUAAACUGCACACAUUUACAUACACACACGCACAUUCUCAAUACUAACAUUCCACAGCCAUCACACACAGGCACUCCUCAUAAAUACACGUCUGCAUUCAAUCAUGGGCAUUCUGCACCCACUGGGCUGAAGGGGUUAAAACCCAUUCAGCCACUUAACCUUACUUUAUUGCUGGGCUCCCUUGGCGCUGGUGACCUCUCCUCCUCCUGCCGACGAAAGCUCCGAAUGCACAUGCGCGGCCAGAGCCGCAUGCGCAUUCAAACCGGCCAUAGGAAAGCAUUAUUUUCACACUGAGAAUCAUGAAAGCGGCCUCUAAUGGCUCUCAAGGAGACAGCCACUAGAGGCUGGAUUAACCCUCAAUGAAAACAUAGCAGUUUCUCUGAAAUGGUCUGGGUGUCUAUUGUAAUACAUAUAUAUAUAUAUAUACACACACAUUUUAGUAGUGUGUAGGACAAAAUAGGUUAAUAUUUAAACAUAUGCUUAUAAAUAAAUAAUUUAUUUAUUGCUUUUAAAAGGCAAUCCCUUAAUAAUAUAUUUUUAUUUUGUUUAGUAUCUGGCAAGCCGAGCUUAUAAAAAAACACAUCUCACUGAAGAAUUGAUAACACGGUAUCUGCCAGAGGACCUUACUGAAAGAAAGAAAUUGCAUGACGAAGAAAUUCAGGAGUUAUCAAAGUAAGAUAUUAUUAAAUGGUCAAACAAAGCUUUUCCUCUAUUUUACAGCAGCAUGUUCAGUUUCAUAAUAUUGUCCUUGUCCAUUUAUAUAAUGUGUUUUGGAUCUCAAAAUGGAAGAGAUCAUCUGAUAUCUAGGUGGAGAUCAUGAUAAACUAUAUAGAGAAAUGUCAGCGUUGCAGAGAGAAGAGCAGAAAUGACUAUGUGAAAUCAUAAUGUAAACCUUUCAAGUAUUCCAGCAUUAAUGUUGCUAAAAACUAUAGAGAACCCAGAGUGACAGGUCAACUGUGCUUAAUGCUUAUUCAUAAGCAAAAUGGCAUGCUGAUCCCAAUGGGGAUUUACCCUAAAUAACGUUCUGCUGACGGCUUGUGUUCUUCUUUUAAAACAGUGUAGUUGGGACUUUAUAUGUCUCACUUAAUAUUAUGGUAUAAUGUUUGAUAUAUGUAACAUAUUCUCUUACACUCACUACAGUUUUUUUUACUAUAUAUAUUGGACCACAGACUUUUAGUUUUGUGCGUGUUUUGGUUUUUUAAUUAUGUUUUGUCUUUUUUUCUUCACAACUAUUGAGCUACUUCUUUCGUGAUGCACAAGUCUACUUCAUCCUGUCUAAGCUAGGGUUAGCUCAAUUUCUUAAUGCAGAGUUACAUAAUGCAAUAAGAUUCAACAACAAGGAAUACCUUGUUUUAAAUGCCAGCUCAUUCAGGUCAAACAAAGAGGAAUUCCAGUCAAAUUCAGAGAUUAGAGUAUCAUCCAACGAUAUCUAUUGUCUGCACGUAUGCAUGCUAAAUAUGUAUACAUCGAUUUAUUGUCUUCCUAUAAUACUUCAUUGUGUUAUCUAGACAUACCUAGUACUUAUUUGAAUUUUUUGUUUUUAUUUUUUUGUUACAUGAACACAGCUUGAAUAAAGAUGUACCUAUAUUUGUAUGUACAAUGGCCUUUCCUACGAUUCCUUGCCCACUUCAUGUGUUUGAACCCCGCUACCGUCUAAUGAUCAGGAGGAGCAUGGAGACUGGUACCAAACAAUUUGGCAUGUGUAUUGCUGAUGAACUAAAAGGGUAUGUAAUACAUUUGUUUGCCCAUUUAAGAUUGUGUUUUAGGUGCAACUCAUUGGGCCUCUGUGACUGUAGUCUUAUGAUAAAAAUAAACAUUUAUCCAAAUUACAUGGAGAUGGUGUUUUUGUACAUUUAAUAUCACUGAAAUGAUAGCACUAAAGCUUUAUGUAUUCAAGGACUACUGUCACUUCAAAAACUGUUGUUGUUUUUUUGGUUUGUUUUUAAGUGACAGUGAAAUCUUUUUUUCAUAAAGUAUUGACAGGAAAUAAUAUAUAUGAAAAAUAUUUAAAAAUAAUAAUUUUAAUAAAAAAAAAAAAAGAGAGACAAACGUAUUCCUACCUUUAGUAUAUAACCGGAUCUAUCAGCCAUAUAAACACACCUUAGGUCAGACAGUGUUUGAAAAUCGACCGUCUCUAUCGUCUCAUAACAAGAUUCUACAGACAAAUUAAAAAAAUAUACAUAAGAUAAUCGUAUAGAGAAAUGUGUGAAGAUUGUGGUGUUGAAUGCACUCACAAGAGCAAUCAAAGAAAACUGCAAAUCAACAGUCAACAAUCAACACUCCAUGGUUGCAUCGUCAUGAAACAUCAGACUUCCAUAACAGAUUGUUGAACGUAAAAAAGAGAGAACAAUGGUGCAGAACGUCAAGUUGAUCAUCUACUUUUUAAUAAAAAUAUAGUACUUACAAAAUGAAGAAGUGAUAAAAGCCCAUCUCCACAAAAAUGGUAUGAUCAUGAAUUAUCUGUUUCUGGUGCAGCAAUCCCGAUGCACUCCCAGGUAUCAACCAGACAAUGUAGUGAUGAAAACUAGUUAUACAGGAAAUCCAUGCAAAACAGAUACAAAGAAAAAAUGCAAAAUAUAAAAACCUCAUCCCCAUGUGUUUUGUCCAUCUUGACACAGACUUUCUCAGGGCAAGACUUCAGUGGUAUUAAUGGGCUGCAGUCUCUGCAGGGCUUUUAAAACCCCAGUGGUACCAAACUGUGACUGCAGAGCCGCAGUUUGUUCUUCCAGUUUUUGGGUCUCUUCGUCAUGCAUUCAACUGGCGUGGAGACGUUGCGUUCCAAGUGUAUGCGUCAUGUAGUAAGAAAGCUUUCACACACCAUAGUUAAGCAUUUCGCCUUGUUCCUAUACUCUGGAACCAUCAAUACUCAAAUGAGGUCUGAAGAAAAAGGGUAGAAACAUAGAAAACUGCCUGAAUUAAAGGAGAGCGGGAUAAAGGUAUAAUACAAAAUACCAAAAUAUACAAAUUAUAGUACCAAAAAGCAAUAAUACUGGUAAAAAUAAAAAUGUUAACAAAAGAGAAAUCAAAAAUGAAAUAAAAAGAAAACAAAAUUGAAAAAAAAAUUAAAUAAAUUAUAAAAAUAAAUAUAAAAAAUAUGACCAAAUGUAUGAAAUGUAAAAAAAAUAGUUUUUUGAAAAAAUUUGAAAGAAAAAAGUUCUGAAAAACAAAACAAAUCAAAAUCUACAUUUAAACCAUGUGGAUGGAGAGUCUGGAUUUUGUGAAUCUAGUAACCCUCUUUUCUCCACAAUUUAUUGAGUAGAUUUCCCCCUCAUUCAUCUACUUUGACCUGUUCAAUACCAGAAAUAUUUGGCUGUGAACAGCAGAGGAACAAUGCACUGUGACAGACAGUUAGUCUCUAUGGUCUUCCAUGCUUCACUCUCUACAGAGAACUAGGGAAGACCUCAGAGACUGUUGGUUUUCUAACACUGUUUGACCCAAGGUGCAUGUAUAUGGCUGAAGGAUCCUGUCAUAUAUACAGGAUGUGUGGGUUUUUUUUUCUCCCCCUCCCCCCUUUUUUCCUUUUUUGCUACACCCCAAAAAAAGGGAAAUGGAGGCAUUUCUCAGCAGUGGUGCUGCCAUAGAGGCCAAAAUUUAUACAAAAUACAGAUUAAGGAAUAACGCGCACACAAAAAUACAGUUUAACAUUCUAAAAAGCUACUUGUAAUCCCCCAUCAAACAAAUAUGUGGAUUGAGUUUUACCAAUAUGCCAUGUAAGCUCACCACUACGCCAUAUUACCCCAAUAUCGGUGGGUCCUACAUUAAUUUUAACACGGGAGACAAAUUAAAAAGUGCUAGUGCUAAAUUGAUUAAAGUGUAUUAGGUAUAGGUGUCAUUAUUAUACUUGCAAAGCUUCAUUCGUUGCCUCUGCAACUCCCAUUGUAAUGGAGGUUUGACUCUGGGCUGCAGUGUGAUCGGACAUCUACACCUAACCUGACUUCUUCCAAAGGGAGGUAAAAUGAAUUUAUGUAAUCUAUUUAUAUUCUCACAUGUAUAAUGCACUCAGGGCUGGCCUUAGGCCUUUGGGCGCCACACAGACACACAGAAACAUAGAAUGUGACGGCAGAUAAGAACCAUUCGACCCAUCUAGUCUGCCCAGACAGCGCCACACACACAGGCAGACAGUCUCUCACACACACAUUCAGACAAUCACACAUAGUUACCUCUGUUCAUUAUGGAGGUGGGAGUAGUGCAGCCCCUGGAUUCUGGUUGUUGGGGGAAGCAGGGACUCCUUCCUGCUUCCCCUGCAGCAGUUACACUGCACUUUUAGCUCCGCCCCGGCCGCACAGUAAGCUCUGCCCCCGGCCAGCCAUGUGUGAGCUGUGUCUGCCUCAGGGUGCCCCCUGGUCCAUGGCACCCUGUGCGGCCAUACAGCUCGUACACCCCUAAGGCCGGCCCUGAAUGCACUUUGUGCAUGUAUGAUAUGUACAUUGUAAUAUGCCUGUCAUACUUGUCCUGAAAUUGUCUCUCAUCAAGCUUUCAUGGUCAUGUUAUUCUAUGGCAUUCCAGGUUUGCAGAUUAUGGCUGUAUGUUACGUGUGAGGGAUGUAAAGUUUUUCCCUGAUGGGCGGUCAGUAGUGGACACAGUUGGAUUGAGUCGAUUUAAAGUCUUGAGCCAUGGACAGAGAGAUGGUUACCAUACUGCAAAUAUAGAAUAUCUGGAAGACAAAAAGGUAACUAAUUCUGAGAGGACUGCUCUUGGUAUCUUAUCUUUUGUGACUAGAGGACCCAUGUUGUAUACCUAAUAAGUUCUAAACCUGCUCGCAAUGAGUCCUCCAUAUAACUAAACGAUCUUUCCCCAUGUACCCUCUUUUUAAAGUUUCAAAAUAAAGGCUAUACACAGGAAAAAAACUUGUAUUUAGAGUGGAGAGAACAAUAUCACAUCUUGGUUGUGCAAUUACAAUUACAACUAGUAAACAUUUUGCCCAUUUGAUGAUUCUUAAGUUGGAAAUUGCUUUACAGCUCUAUGAGCAAUAGGUAAGUCUGUAAUGCUGGACUGAGUCAAGCUUACUAUCAUGGAUUAUCUCCCAUUAGCCUUGGAAGAACUACAGAAGGAGAGUAAAAUAAUUAAACCAUCUUUUAUGAUUAGUUCAUCAAAAGUGCAUCUGAUAUUUCUAGUCCUAAUAUUUCUAUCUGAAGUAUCACACACGAUUGGUACAAGACUUGUAGAAUCCCAGAUACCCCUAGAUAACAUAAAUCAGGUGGCACAUUUACAGAAUCUGACCUCAUUAUGAAUUGUUUUAGUAUUGGCAAUACUUUGGAGUAUUUACAUCUUGUUAGACUUCAUUCCUAUUUCAGGUGUGGCUAAGAACAGUAUUUGAUUUAUAUAUUAAAAGUAUUUUUAUGUGAUUGAGUUGUAUAGGCAGCUAUCAAAAAUUAUUGUACUGCGAAAUUAGAAACCAAUGUUCUAUGCUAUGAACUAAUUUAUUCUACAUUACUCUAUUGUUCCACAGGUUGAAGGACAGGAAUAUGAAGAACUGCUUGCACUGCAUAAUUCUGUGUAUGAUCAGGCCUUGGUAUGGUUCACUUAUCUUAAGGACAACCUAAAAGCACAAAUUCUUAGCCAUUUUGGGCAAAUGCCAAGCAAGGAAUCGGAACUACAGGUUAGCGCUCAAUUUCCAACCCCUGUACUUUAGAGACAGUUCUGCUCCUGUAUUACUGGUGUCCAUCAGAAAAACAUUUUCUUACUUGAACAGUUUAUAGCUUCGAGCAAUCGAGCUGCAAAUGAAAAGUCCUUCAAGUGAAACCUUGUAGAAAUCACAAUGUUUUAUGUUGUUCAUGUAGGAAAAAAAAUGAACAUGUUGCACUUUUGUUUGAGAAAAAUGGACACCAAAAUGCGUUUAGGGAUCAGUUCAUUUGAUGUGCCCCCGUGAUCAAUGUACUUCUGUUUUUUUAAAAUAAGUACUUACUGUUUAAUUUGUGUUCUGGAAAUUCUACCCUGCUGUCUCAUGGAAGCAUCUACUGCAUUUGCCAAAACAAUCUUUCUAACACAAUAAUUCUUUAUAUUCAUUGCUUUUGCUGUAAAGAAACCUUCGUGUAACGGAACAAACACAUCUUUCUCAAGCUUAGCGUGAUGCUCAUACAUUUAAUCUACAAUCUUGCUAAUUAAUCUUUGUUAUGGGUGUCUGCAACUACAGUUGCUUUCUCCUUUAGCAUAUAGAAGGUUGUCAAGUGUCACUGCAGAUACAAAUCUUAAAGGUGCACUCCAGUGUAUUUUUAAUUUGUUUUUAUCCUCAAUUUCUACAUCCCAUAAAUUUUAAAGGCAUCUACUAUCAUGACAUUGACAUUUUAACCAAUCUUGACCUUUGAGUAAAAUUUAUUUUUGGGGGGUUUUAGUUAAUUUAUUUAUUUUUACUACCCAUUUUUAUUUUUUUGUAUGCCUCAUUUGACUGGUCCAUUAAAUGUGAACAUUUCAUUUUGAUUGUGUUUCCUGUACAUAUGAAUUGGAUUUGCUUACUUAUAUACAAUAUGAUUACAAGUGUGUUCAUAUUCAUUUGAUAAAAGGUGGAAACUGCUCUUGCAAGUGAAUGUACACAUCUAGCUAGUCAUCUUAAAAACUGGAAGUGAGGGAAAAAAAGGGAGAGGAGACUUUUUUUAUUUUUUAAAUCUGUAAUAAUGUUAAUUAUUUAUGAUGCAAUGACAUUUGCUUGGAUUAUCUCUGCAAGAUUUGCUGCUGAACACCAGUUUUAAAUGUUGUUGCAUUACACUUUUCUCUUCUAGGCUAAUUCAAGUGGCCCAGCCUGGUGCUGGUGGAUGCUGGCUGUGCUGCCGCUAGAGAACAAAGCACAGCUAACCAUACUGGCCAUGACGUCAUUGAAAGAUCGCCUACUAGCAAUCAGACGUGUCUUAAUGUUCGUUACCCGUAAAAGACCCAGAUGACAUAGGUUUACAAAUGGAGCUUUUUACUUAAACAACAUUCUAUAUUCUUUUUUUGUUUCUCUUUGUUUAUCAAAGACUUUUUUUUUUUUUUUCCUCUGCACUGAAAGAGAACUUUAAGACUUUUUAAGUUAUACUGUUGUUUCUGUGAAAAUGCCAUACAGUGUCCAUGAAUGAGCAACAUUUCUACCUGGUUUAUUUCACCAUGCCUC